GGAAGCAGAACAGGGAGGGGGUGAGAGAAGCAGACGGAAAAGAGAGAGAGAGAGAGAGUGAAGGGGAGAGGGAGAGAGAAGGAGAGAGACAUCCUCCCUCGUGUGAAUCCAUCAGUAGGCAGGCAAGAGACGGAUGCAAGCUCUCCUCACUCCUGCCCUGUUGCAUCCAUCCAUUCUCUUGCCCAUCCAUCCAACCAUCUCUCCACCCAUCCAGCCAUCCUCAAGGGCGUCACAGGGAGUAACGAGACCCGAACGGGAGGCGCAUGCAUGCAUGCAUGUUUGCGCAAAAUCCUCAUUGUAUGUAGGCAACACUAGCGUCUGCUCUGCGCGUGGAUCCGCUGUCAUGAGGAGCUGAAACAGGACCGACAGGAGGAUGAAAAUGCUCCGGUUUCGCAGCCCCAGCAUCCGCUCCUUGGACCAGGAGAUUCUUUGCACGAUCCGGUUACUGGACGACUCGGAGAUCUCCUGCAGCAUUCAGGUAAGAAUGCCUCACACACCUCAGCUUCUGUCUCAUGUGGUUCAUACGUGGACGCAGCAGACGAUUAAACGACACUGAAAUCAGUCAAUUCAGUCUGAAUAUUUUCAUAAUCUCAUUUUUAAUGACACACACAUUUGAACGCAGCUGUCCCUCAUUUCCACGCUGUUUCGAUUGAUCGGAGAUGUCGUUUUCCUCUCUCCCUGCUGCCACUGUGAGAUAUGAGGAGGGGAACCAUUAGUGACCGAUCUGUCCACAUGGAGAGAAGUUGGGAUGAAGUUAGAUCACAGGUGUGGAAAUGAUGCUCUGUGGGUGUGGUGACAGUGAUGAUAGUAACAAUGAUGAGGGCAGGGAGAACAAAUGUUGAUGUUAUUGAUUUCAGUUAGUGAGGUGAGGCUUCAUGUCUGUCUCCAGAGAGGAAGAGCUGUCUUCAUGGAGGUGGUAAUCCAUAUUGUUUCUGUCUUAAGAGACUCACCCAGCUGAUGCAGCAGCACAAAGUAUCAAUCAUACAGAAACUCAUAUAGCCUUGAGUGUGAGAUUUACUCUUAUUGCUACAGUGAGAGUUCAAAAAUACACCGGUAGCUGAAAUAAUCAGACUGAAAUCUGGACUAGAUGAGGGAAAAACACAGCAUUUUACUUCUUCACCUUGAUCAAGCAUAAAAAUUAAAUCUUGUAUUUAAUCUUUUAUCUGUUUUUAUCACUUUUGUUUCUGGCUCUGUCACUGAGCAGCAUCUGCUUAUGUCUUGUAGCUGGUAACAAUGACUGUAAAUCAAACAGCACACAAAGUCUUGGAUUUGUAUUUUGCACUGUCACACCCCCAGAGAGAGAAAGUUCUGGAUUCGAACCUUCAGGCCUGCUGAGGUUCCUCUGUGUGGACUUUACAUUCUCUCAGUGGGUUUUCUGUAGGUGAUCAGGCCUCCAGCCACAAUCCAAAACCAUGCAGGUUGGGGUUAAUUCGCAAAUGUGAAUUACCAGGGGGCAAGAAUGAUCAACACAUGUUUAACAAUACCUGAGUUAAGGACCUGUGCACCUCAGCACUAUAUACAUAUUGCACUGCUAGCACCACUGCAUUUAUUUAUUGCACUUUUUAUACUGGUUUUAACAGAUUUUACUCCACUUGGCUGGUCUGCAAAGGUGCGCUUGUUGUUGUUGUUGCCUUUGUUAGUGUACUGUGUAUGAGUCUGUGAGUGGCGUGACCCCUGAAUUUCCCGACUGGGAUUAAUUAAGUAUCUAUCUAUCUAUCUAUCUAUCUAUCUAUCUAUCUAUCUAUGGUUCACUGAUCACCUGCAAGAUGAAAUCUGCAUCAAAAGAUGAGCUUUUAAUGCAAAUUGAUGACUGGAUGUUUGAUGCACAAACAUCAAAACCAAACUGCAGACUAUAAAGUUUCCAUCAGAGGGGAAAAAAAACAAAACAAAUGAUGAAACUUUUGUCAUUCGUAGAAACUUUUUUGGCUGUCUGAACAAAGAGAAUCGUCACCCCGUUUUUACACAAAUUAAUUACAUCCUGUGUGGCUCUGAGCUGCAGCAUCUGCCAGAGAAGAAAAGUGAAAUCAGGUGAACCUGCCAAAUUCUGACUCACAUGUUGAGAACAUCUGCAUAUUUAAUCAAGAAUAAUGCAGAGAAAAUAUGAGCAAUGACAAAAAAAAAGGGGGCUGAAGCCACAUCUCUUAAGUAUUACACUAAAUCCUUCAAAGCAGCAGCAGCUUCUUUGUUACCCAGUUGAAGAGAGUUUAGAGCACAGUGAGAGAACACAAGCAGCAGCUUGUCUCAGUCUGAGCCGCCUUUAGAAGAAGUCAUCAGCUGCCUCGGCCUUGUUGUCUGACCCUGAAAGAACAGACACACUGGCUGCCUGUCAAACUAACUGUUUCUCUGUUUCUCUACGAGUGCCCAAUCAAAGAUUUACACAAGAACACGAAGAGCACAGAGUCAGGAAGGAGAGAGAGAGAGAGAGAGAGAGAGAGAGAGAGAGAGAGAGAGGCUGUGUCUGCUUCUUUGUGUUUCACAUGCAUCUGUAGUACCUGUACCUGCUUCUGUCUUUUAGAGCACAAAAGUGUGUCGAACAUCUAUGUUCACGUCGGAGAACCUGAGAGUGUGACUUUCCUCCAGGAGAUGCAAGAGUCACAGAUUGUGAAAGUGUGUGUGUGUGUGUGUGUGUGUGUGUGUGUGUGUGUGUGUGUGUGUGUGUGUGUGUGUGUGUGUGUGUGUGUGUGUGUGUGUGUGUGUGUGCUUUUAGCUGAGCGCCCGUGUUUGAUAAGGAAGUGGACAUUUAUUCUUCUAGCUGACUGCUUUUUCCACGGCUUUCUUUUAAUGGCUUUGUGUUCCAUUCCUGAGCGGCUCCUUCCUACAUAUUUCAUGACAUCCUGCGCUCCUCAUGCUACACUCUUACUCAACAACAGCACUUCUCCUGUUUCAACCACACACACUUACAUCUCUCACUUUAUCCGCUUUCCCCCUCCUCCUCCUCCUCCUCUUCCUACAAUACUCAUGUCUAUCUCCCUUAUUUUGUCUUCUCUGCUUUUCUCUAUUGAGCUGAAUAAGUAGGUCAGGAUGAAAUGCUCUAAAUUGGAUGGCAUCAUAAAAAAAAUUGGGGAUGCAAUUGUGCUUUUGAGAAAUGCGUCACAUCAGAGCAGUUUGUUUAACGUCAGUUUGUGAUGUCCUUGUUUCAUUUAACUUUCCUCCGGGGCGUCAGCUCUUAUCUUUCCAGAAAACAGGAUCGCAUCAGCUGCAGGUCUCUUCUGGAUGAAAUGUUAGACACCACCACACUGUCAGUCUGCCCCAGGGUAGCUGUGACUACUAAGGUAGUUUACCACCACCAAAGUGUGACUGUGUGAGCGAAUGAAUUAUGUAUCCAAUGUAAAGCGCUUUGAGGGUCUCUGAUAAAGUGCUGUACGAAAUCUGAUGCAUUAUUAUUAUUAUUAUUAUUACAUAAAUAAAUCCUAAUUAAAUGAAGAGCGUUAGAUUUCUGGAAAAGCUACAGUCAGUGUGAACAUUCGAAAGGCAGCAGACUAUGAAAAUUUGCCCCAAAAGUCGAUGAAUAUUUAUGACUCCAGUGGUCAUUGCGUAACGCAUAUGUCUCAGUGCAAGUGCAAAAUUAUACCAAGGGCAGUUUGUUUUAUAAGAAGACAAGGCAGCUGUUGAGAAAGUAGUUCAAACUGCUUGUCUUAAAGUGUAUGAGGAUUAAAUAAGAUAUGAAAAGAUUUGUCAGGCAGUGUGAAAAGAUAUAAAAAGGGUAUUAAUGCUCAAAUAAAACAAACUCAAAAACUCAAAAACUCAAAGGGAGGCAAACUAGGAGAGACUUUCUGAUUCCACCAGAAAUGGAUCAGCUGGAAGAGGAGGAAAAAGAGGAGGAUAAAUUGUAUUGACAAAAGAUUGAAAUAGUAAAAACAUCACAUGCGUCACAUCAAAGUUUUGAUUUCCAAGGCCACCUUUUCAUGUGGAAUUUCACUAAUGGGAAAAAAGGGGUGAACAAGGGAGCAUUUCUGUCUGGAAUCUGAUCAUUGUAUAUUGCUAAAUAUUCCCAUUUCUACACACUGUAGGGCACAGCCAGUAAACUGGAUUUUCAAAAAGAGCUAAGACUGAAAAAUAGGAAACGAUGUGAAUGUUUUACAUUGAAUUUAUUAAAACAGAAAAUAGAAUAAAUUUACAAUGACAAACAGAAGAGACCUCAGAUUUCUAAGGAGUGUGUCCCAGAUAACUUAGUAUUGUAGCAUAGCUUGGUAUCAUUUCGAGAAAAUCCUGUCUUUGGUGAGAGAUUUCAUUUCUAUCUCAGCUGUUGAACCUGAUGACAUGUUACUUUAAAGAUUUAUAUACAGUAGACCAGAGUUUAGUAAAAUGCAAGUCCAUCAAAGUUUAGCUCGAUUAGCUCUGGUUAUUCUGACCUGGAUCAUGACACUAUUUUAUAUUUUGGCUUGUCUAUCCCACUGUUCCACUGUGUUAAAAAAAAGAACAAGAUUUUUGUUCUGACUAAAUAACAACAGAGAAAACAUUCUAAUUAGGGCCUGACUGAUUGGGUAGUUGAAAACGCUUUCCUGGUCCAAGUUUGAUCAGUCAGUCUUCCUGUCAGCGUGAAGACCAGCAGCCUACAGUAUAUUAACAGUAUAUAGUAUACUGUAGAUAUCUACAGUAUAUAUAUAUUUUUUAUAACUUCAUAAAAAAAUCUUCAUAAAAACUUCAUAAUAAUCGGUAUCAGCAUCUGCCCCCAAAAAAAUCCAUAUCGGCCCUAACUUUAAUAUCCAUACAUCCAUACAUCCAUUGUGCUAAAAAUGAAGAAACAGUAAUACUUUGAGGUCAUUGUAGUCAUCCUUUGUGCCGGUUGAAAGAUGUAGGAAGUAAGAAGAAGAAGAAGCAGACUGCUAGAGCGCUAGCUGCAGCAGCCCUUUGAGGGAUUAUUAGGCACUCUUAAAACUUACGUUAAAGAUUAAUUGUGAAUCCAAAUCAAUGUUAGAGUUUGUGCCUCUUCUAGCCAACUGAUUAUUUUUACCUUCCUAAUGAUUUUUUAAAACCAUUUUCAUUCAGUUUUGCAGCUCACAAUCCACCAGGGGUAAUGUAUGUCAAAAUAAAAGCAGAGUUUGAUGUAUAUAACAGGAGUCUGUGUGCACGUGUGUGUGCCGCCUGUGUGUGUAUGAUGAUGCACGUGUGCAUUUGUGUGUGUCCAUGCAUGCUAAGAUGUGUGUUUGUUCUGUGAGUGUGUCUACAGCCUGGGGGGUUGGAUGUGUGUAGCCUGCUGCUCUCAUGUUAGGCGGUGAUGUAAACUCAGACCUGCUGCAGGAGAGACAUGCUGAGAUCAAAACACAGUGACCUCCCCUGCUUUCAGUUCCUCUCUUUUUCACCACCACUCUUUUUCUCCUUUUCUUCCCAUCUGUCCUCCGCUCCCCCUCUUUGUUUUCUCCCCUGAGCUCUCCACUCCUUCCUUCCCUUUUUCCACUUUCUUCUCUGCCCCACUUUUAGCUUCAUAUUUGAUUACCUUUUCUCACUUUCACAUGCCUCCUCAUCUCAGUCUUCCUCCACCCUCCCUCCCUCACUCCACCCUCUCUCUCGUCUCCAUCCUUCUCUGUGACACAUCAUGUAUAAUUAAGGGUUAUCACUGUUCUUCAUGGGGCCAACAUCAGUCAGCUGUCAGUGAUGUGAUACAAGUGUGUGUGUGCUCAGGCUGUUAAUGUGUAUGUGUGAAGUUGUGAUGACCGUGCUGCACUUAAAUUAAAGAUUCAAAAGUAGACAUUGAGCCCAACUGCAGCAAUUACAGACAUUAAUUUACCGUGCUUAGCAAGAAAUUACAGCGCUGAACCAAAAUAGCUUGUACUUUUGUGAGGCUGUAAUACAUCCUGCUGACCGCUUUGUUUCUAUAAUUAUUGGAGUCACCUUAUCAAUACAUCAGCAGUUCAGUCUAUUAAAAGAUGCUGCAGGUAUUGUUUUUCACUGCAUCUGCCUUUUUCUCGGUCAAGGAGAAGUGUGUGUGUGUGUAGCAAUAGCUGCUGCUGGUCUUUUAUUUACUACAUUUGUUGUGGCAGGUUGUUUGUGUGCAUGUGUGUAUGUGUGUGUGUGAUGCUGAUGCAGUGCGAUUGUUUCAGCUGGUAGGCAUUAUUCGGCACAGGUUAUAUAUAGCAUCAGUUUUCUAUUCUUAUCUCCCUCUCUGGCGCAUCUUUGAUGCCCCUCUGAAGAGGACUAAAGAGAAAUAAUCCGUUUUCUGACGCGUGCCUCCAGCUGAGAGGAAGCAGACAUCGACGAGACAGCAAGAGGAGGGUACGAAAACAUCAAAGGAAAUGGGUUAGAGGCAAAGAGCGAGAGAUGGGACAUGGUUGAUAAGACAAAAUAUAGGAUGACACGCUUGGUCACAUAACGUGAGCUGUGAAGCUGACGGUAAGAGCUCGGCGUGGAGUAGGAAGGAAUCAGAAAGGAGAUGAGGUGCAGCAGCAUGGAAAACAGGCUAAGCAGAUUUUAACAUGAAACAAAUUUGGAAAGAGACUGGCAAACAUGUACAGAUUUUUUUUAAAAAGGAAAUAAAGUGGAGGAAAGAAUGGAGGAAAGGGCAGGUAGGAGGAUGUGUGGCAAGGAUAGAGAAGACUCUGCAGUGAAAGAGGAUAAAGAGUUAAAAGGGAGAGAAAUUACAAAGGUGAAAAGAGAAUACAUUCAGAGAACUGAGAGCAUACACUCUCGUCUGUUACACUGGAAAUCAUUGUUAUGUGUGUCAACAAAUUUAAAUUUACCAUCCUCAUUGCAUCAGACAUUUUUUUGAGUUGGAUUGUGUAAGUAAAAAACCAACCACCAAACAACAAAACCUCAGAAAUGGAGUCAUCUCAGUAGAGAAAGAGAAGACAAUCUGUAAUGAAGAGAACGGAGCGUUCAUUUUGUUUCAGUGCAGUCGUAAUCAUCAUCCUGAGUGUGCACAUGUGAUGUUGUAAAACCCUUCUUGUUUGUCCUCAUUGUUAGACAUUUAAAAUGUGAUUCAGUGGCAAAGGCAGGCACACAUAUACAGAGACACACUAAUCCGUGCCUAAGACAAGCAGGAGCAGAAGCAAACAGACCUUUUAAGUUAGCUCAGAGGUUCAAAUUCCCCCUCUGUUUCUUCCACACUGAUUUCUCUUUUAUGGACUGUUUGUUUGUCUGUCUCUAAAAAUGGUACAUCCUGCAGUGCAAAGAUAAGGCAGCUGCUUCCAUGCACCCGUCAAGUGCAUACACUCACAACAGCAGUGUAACCGCUUCAGCCAUGCCAUCAUCAUUACCGUCACACUUUCUCUGUCCUGUGAGCGAGUGUCCAGCUGUACACAGGACGAGAGAUUGAUUGAGCUUCAUUAUAAUAGAAACCGCUUAAGCUCCAUAUAUCGAUGAUUUACAGCUCUCCCUCUAAGCCUAUUAGUCUGUGCAGCCAUGAAUGCAGGUCUAUAACAUGUUUUAUAUCAUGUGUGCUAAUUCCAUCAUGCUUCACGUGUGUCUCUGCAGCACUGUGGGUAAGGUGAUUGAAUUGUCUCCUCUACACAAGGACAAGGUUAAAUUCCUUGUAAAAGGCUGCUCAUGAGAGAUGGGAAGCAGCACGGAAUUAAUUUCUAAAAGGCAUGAAUACAUAGCAUUGAGGUAGCAGUAGGCUGUAUUCUUAAAAAACAAAUUGACAUUAUCAAAAUUAAUUCAAUUAAAAAAACAAAUAUUUUACUUCACUGUUUGAAAUUAUUGAUGCGCUUACAUUUGCCCAUCGGAAACCUUAAAAAGUAAAAAAAUAUUAAACUCUUUAAUAUCUGUAGUGACAACACAUUGAUGAUAGUUUGGAAGGUGAUAUACUUUUAUUGGAAAUGCUGGAGAGUGGAUGUGUUUGGGUAACUUCUAAUGCUGCGUUCUAGUUACUUCAGAAGUGGGAUAUCAGAGCUGGGAAUGAUGCUAGUUGGAAAACCAAGAUGGACGCCUAUACUUACCCAUUGUUAGCUGUUGUUAACAAUUGUCUGCUGUCGUUAGCCGUUGUCAGCUGUUGUUAGUUGUUGUUAGCUAUACCAAUAGUAAACAACGCAUAACACAGUAUUUUACUCUUACAAACACCAUAGCACCAUGUUCAGUUAGACGUUGGGCAGUACAACAUAUACCACCUAUUUAAUUUCACAAAAACAAAAAAGAAGUGCUAACAAAUAAUACAUAGCAAGAGCUUUAACUGUUACUCUUUACUGUUGAUGCACUGCGCUGCCAUCUUGGAUUAUGACAUUGUCGUCAAAUAGGGGUUGGUGAGGAUUGUCCGACUUUCUGAGUUGGACAUCCGACUUCAGGGGGGCGUUCCAGAUGAAUUUCUGACUCUGAGCUCAGGAAUUUCGACUUCCGAGUACAACUGGAACGUAGCAUAAAUAGCUAUAGAAUUGAGUUUACUCAAAGUGUUAGAAACUUUAUGAAUGAUGAGGUUGAAAAUGAGGAUUGGGAGACAGGCAGCUGUUAGGUAGCAGAUGUGAUGUAGUGCUACAUCAUGUACCUAUGUUAGGAACCUAUUGAGGCUACACUACUUUGGUGGUCUAGGAGUUCAGCUUCCCUAAAAUAGUUAAAUGCGGGACUAUUUAGUAUCUUUUGGGCUAUGGUGGAUUGACAGUAGAGGGUUAGCCUUACAUUUGUGAGCUCUAUAGCUCCAGGCCUGAGCCAUUACUGUUGUUGUUUGGUGGCUGAAGAGGCUUUGCUCAGCACUUCCUGUUUUGCAGCUCAUGAGAUCAAUACUAGGCUGGAGCUAUGUAGAUUUCUAACUGGGUAUGAAAUCAUGGCUCCGCUCUGUCUUUGUGCUACCACUCAAUGUUUUUCUCUUUUAAAUCUGAAAUAAAUGCAGCUCAGAUCCACUAAUUAAACAUUUACUCAUACAUGGUGAAGUGAUUGAAGGAAUUUACAGGGAGCUUUAGUUGUAGUAAGGUCAAGUACCACUUUAUAAAGGUUUCCCCUCUUAAUAUGUGUUGGAUGCUUUCCAAAAUUUAGCUUCUAGACUGAAAGCGUUUGAUCAUCUGCUCCUCUCUUCCAGUCUGGUGGUCAGUGUAGUCAGAGCGUUGGUGCCUUUGCACUCAGUUGAUGUAGCUUGCAUUUUGAAUUGAUUCUCAGAUAUUUGCUUACCCAGUUUGUUUUCUUAACUGUGCUUUUAUCGAAAUAGUCUGGCAUUUCACUAUAUUAACCGGGUGGCUAUUUUCCUCUCAGGAUAUAAUAAGCUCAAAUCCUGAUAUAAUGUUAAAAUACUCAGAUCUCACUUAUAUUAAAGAUCCUAUGAGAGGAGUUUUGAUGUCUAUGAAACAUAUUGAAACUCAUAUUGAUGCCCUCUUAUGUUAUCCAAAAACUAACAAGACGAUCUGCAACAAGGCUGAUGAUUUGUAAGUGGUCGUUUUUACUGCCUGAAACUGGCGUGGCGGUUUCUUUAGCAGGUAAAGAAACAUCAGUGUUUUCUUAUGUCUGCAUUACAUGUUGACAGUAAAUGGUACAUUUGACUGUGAAAAGUUGGCAGGAUCAGAUUUUUUUUGUCACAAAAAACAUUACUGAACUAAAUAAUGGACAAGAUAAGCAAAGACUGCUUUGUGCCAAAAUAGACACAAACCAGAAGUUCCUCUCAGGCGCUCUAGAAACUAAAAUGAAGCUAAAAACCUGAAGAUGGGAUUGUCUGGGUCUGCUCAAGUUGUUACUCCUUAGAGAAAAUCCUAUCCUGUUGACAUUUGACAAUCAAAUAUGUAAAUUGUAGUUAAUAUGUGGAAGUAAAAAAAAAAUAUGUUUCUUCAGCUGAUUGGCUUACCCCUUCACAUGAUGUCAAAAUUAAGGAUAUAAAAACCACCAGUCUCAUUGCUGAUGGUCUUGCUUGAUUUCGCAUACCCUGUUUAGGCGUCAUUAUAAGUUUUAGUCUGUUUCUAAUAUCGUCACCCUAUUAAAAAAUUUGACAAUUUGAGUUUUUGGCCUAAAUCAUCUCCCGAUAAUGCUGGCUAUCUCUGGUAAUAUUUCCUAAAUCUUUAGUUGAAAGGAUCAUGGCAUGAUCGUGUAGGCCAUUAUAUGGCCCAUUAUUUUAAUAGGGUGACAAUAUGUGAAAACACUCCUCAUGGGGGUUUUGAAUGUGGCCUUGUGUCUUUUUCAGAUGACCACAGCUUUUCAAUUGCUGAUCAUUUUAAAAGAAGUAAAACAGAAAUGAUGACUAUCUAGUGAUCAACAGCCAACAUUAUGGGAUUAGAGUAUUUGGUCUUUUUAAUCUGAGCAUGAUGUCAGCAGAAAAUGGCUUUUGAAAGAGUAUGGUCAAUAGCCUUAAGACAAACAUUUUCAAACAUGAUAAGUUUGAUCAAAUUAAAACUAUUACUCAAGUCCAGUAAAGCUGUGCAGUUCAAAAGAUAAAUGAGGUUGAAAAUGUGAAAAAUGUGUAAAGAUAAAUGAGUCAUGUCCCACAUUUCAAUUUGGAGGAAAUGUGCAGCUUUAAAGCCAUUGAGUCUUGGGUUUGUAUAUUACCUUUGUUGUUUAGUGUCAAGAAACACAUUCAAUAAAUUCACAUUCAAGUUUCUCUGCAUAUAGAGAAAUUACACCAGAGGAGAUCUUGACUGGACUGGCAUUGUUAUUGUCUCCCUUCAUCCUCCUCAUUGCUUCUUCCACACCCCACACUCAGCUCAUUGAUUUGUCUCUGCCGUAUCCUCUUCAUUGAUCCAUUAGAGACUAGGAAGUUGACUUUUGGUAGGUGUAAACAAAGUGGCUUUAGAAAUACUGGCACUGUUAAAAAUAGGACAACAAUAUUAUUGUACAUACUGAAAAUAUUGCUCACAUACUCAUCCUAAGUGGCAAAUAAAGUGUCUAAUUUGUCCACGAGCGUCUUGAAUCUCAGCUUCAUGUCGCUGCAGUGACUCCAGAAAAAGGCCCAAAUUAGUGCCUACAAGACAGCCAGGGAGCCUUUCUACGGGUUUGUGUGGAGGUAGAGGAGCAUAUCAUUAUCCUUAAUACCCAGCUUUUCUCUCUCUCUCUCUUUCUAUCUCUCUCUCUCUCUCUCGCGCUGUCCUCUUCAUCCCCUUCUGUACAGAUAAGGAGUGUGUUUUGGUUUCUUCACGCAAGGAUCUCAGGCAUUUAACGCUCGUUCUCCUCACCGUGUUUCAGUGCAGCCAAUUAGGUAUGCCGUGUCAUGAAAUGAAUCGUGCUGAAGUCGAUAAGAACCAGUCAUAAUUGAGCUGGCAUGCAUAUUAAUUAAACAACAAGCUGUGUUUAACUGGGCCAGGGCACCCAGGGUCCUAGUGCUUGACUCAUCAUUGUCACAGAGGCAAGAUACACUGUCGUACUUUUUUAUUUUUGCUUUUUAAUUUAACUUUUGGUUGAUUGGAAUAAAGUCUGUUACUAUACUCAGAGUUCUGAUAUGAUAUUAUCCAAUUACACUAAAUGAUAACUUUGACAGUGUCCAUAUUUUUAAACCAUGCUUUUGAUGACAGUGCCAAACGUCUUCUUUUUUCUCUGAAAGACGAUAACCUUGUGAUCUGAAAAUUCAUGUUUUAGUAAUAUUCACACCAAUAAUACAUAUCUAACUGACUUUUUCAGCAGGAUAUGUAUUAUUCUUCAUGACUGUGUAAUGAGUGAUGUAGAGUGAUGAAUUAACAGGCUGUUUUUGUAGUUAUGGAGAGUUGUUAACUUACCAAAAGAUGAUCGGAUCUAUCCAUUCAAACCGUCCCCAUUCACAGUCGGUGUCAUAUCUGAGGUUCGAUUACCUAAAUCAGUAGCUUCACCCUUUUUCUCCAAGGUCCAUUUAACUGCCGGCUCACAAAUUUAUUGUCUUGUUAAAAGCUCAAGAUGUCAAUGAACUUGUUUGGCUGCUGCUCCCUGUACAGAAACAGGUGCCAAAAAUAAGGAUGCUAGCUGAUGUCUGGUUAGCACAGUGGAACGUUGUUUUGGGUCUUCAUCAGUUCCAGUGUCUCCGUGUUUAGCAGCUCAGAGCUAAAUUAGGUGUGCGAGACUUGUAUUUGUGAAGUUGUUGGAAAACUUUCUCAAACGAACAACAAUAUUCAUCUGUAGUCUCUCUAUGUUUGAGUUCAACACAUCAGCUUAAAAAGAGUUUCUCAGCCCAAACUGUUCUUGACUCUGUGAACUUUGAAGGUUAAAACUUUUCUUCUUAGUGUAACAGAUGUUUUUGUGAAUUCAUUAUAGGUGUGGGAAUGAAUAAUUCACUACAUCUGUAUUUUUACUCUCAGCAUGCUGAUGGUUUUCUGUUUUUCCGGUCUAGUUUUGUCUGGCCGGUCUGCGCCUGAACUCUUGAUAGAUCUGAAGUCCUUCUUUAUCUAAAAAAAAAAAAAUGGUACAGAAGAUAAAGUUACACUUGAACAAACACAUCAAAGUGCACUUUGCCUUUGCUGUACUGAAUACACUCCACAUUGAGACUCUAUUUUAAGUGUGUGUGUGUGUGUGUGUGUGUGUGUGUGUGUGUGUGUGUGUGUGUGUGUGUGUGUGUGUGUGUGUGUGUGUGUGUGUGGGUUCCAAGGAGGCAGAGAAGCACUUUGCCGUCAUUAGGUGAGAUCAUGUAGAAACAGGAUGACCAUGUUAAUUUUUAAUGCCCAGCCUUUGGAAACGUUAAAUAUGUAUCCAUCCCUUGUUGGACAUAAUAUAGAGUCUUUAUAUCUCCCUGCUGUUCCACCUUUCUGCUCUCAGUUGAUCCCAAAUCUCUCUUUUCUUGACCUUUUUUUUUUUUUAGCUCUGUCUCUCCUCCAGUCUCUUGGCUGCUUUGGCUCUGUUUCCCUCUCUGUCUGGUCCGAUUCUCUGUCUCCACUCUGGGCGUCAGUCUGCCGCUCUUCUCUACACAAGCAUCUGCCUUGAGAACCACACAGAGGAAAGGUGUCCUUUGAUGAUCUGACAACGAAACAGCUCCUAGCGUGUGUCUGUUCAUUCGAGUUCCUCUUUUUUUUUUCUCCCUCUUCCCUCAGUACGUCUGUCUGUUUGCUCUUCAGAUUUAACAGCUUAACACUGUUGUCAUGGAUCAGCCAAAAAUCCUGAAGAGAUGUAGCCACACAUGUGUACACACACACACACACACACACACACGCACAGGCAGGCUAGCAUGGAGACACAAACAAUUGCAGCAUCACCCACUGGGAGGCACAUUAGAUUUACAGCUUACAUUUGUUUCAUGGUGAUAUAACAGUGAACCUGAACCAGCCAAUAGGGAUGAGCUGCCUUACUGACAGAUGAUUGUUGCCCCAGUGAUGUAACGGAGGACACAGGAGACGUCUACCUCACUGUGCUGCUGCUGGUAUGUGUCUGGAUCAGGGUCAUGCUGAGUUAAAGUUUUUGGUAAAUUAACUCUCAGGAUGCCACCUUUUGUUUUGAGCAGAAGAGGUAGUUUGGUAAAAGUUAAUAAAAUUGUCAGAGAGGAUUGAAUAAUAAGUAAGUCAACCUUUGGAGUGUCAUUUCCCUUUUUUAGGUGGUUUGAUGCGUCCCUGAACCUCUACCCUGAGCCCAGAGCUCACUGAUACUUGUCUGAGCUACUGACUGGACUCUUCAGUCCAUCAAAACCUCUGUUUACUUUGACUGGGUAUUAGCUCUUAACACCUUUAUCUCGUGUAUUGACAGAAACAUCCCAGUACUGUUGCAUCCAACUGCUCAAAAAAGAGAGAAUAGCUAUGAGGUAUUAAAGGGAUAUUCCAGCAUAAAUUUAAUUUAGGGUCAAACACACUGUAACACUGAGUUAGACUCCCCCUCAAGAGAUGAAUGUUGUUGACCGCUUGCUUCUCUUGUUAUACUAACCUUAGUAAUGACCACACGAUAGCAAUACACAACGGUCUGAGGAGCCAUAAACAAACCUCAACCAAAACGCCACUCUAUAGCCACAAAUAACGCUCAGAACAGCACCUAACUUCAUCAACAGUACAUAUAGGGUCCCAGCCAUAGCUCUAGCCACCAAACAUCUUUUUAACUUUGCCUGAUUUCUUUAGCAAAGAGACUAAACACAACUCACCUACUCUCUUACAGCAGCCGCUUGUUUGUAGCGAGACCUCGGGCAAGUCCAUUUCGGACUACAGCAGGGUGGCGGAGCUCAAGGAAGAACAUUUAUGAUCAUUACUUUAUCAUGUCCUCGAAGUAAUAAUCAUCAUAUUAAUCAUUUCGCACUGCAGACGCGGUAGUUCUUCUGCCUUAGCGUCUCAGUCUGAUCGCAUUUUCACGAAGAAAUUAUCAUAAUUGUUCUUCCUUGAGCUGUGUCACCCCGCAGCAGUCAAUGAUGGACUACUCCGAGGUGUUGCUACAAACAAGCAGCUGCUGGAGGAGAGUGGGUGAGUUGUGUUUAGUCUCUUUGCUAAAGAAAUUAGGCAAAGUUAAAAAAGAUGUUUGGUGGCUAGAACUAUGGCUGGGACCCUAUCUGUACUGUUGAAAUAGAAUGCAAUAACAAAAAGGUUUUACAUACAUAAUACAUGCCACAGUGUAUGCUUUCAGUAAAUUGAUGGAAAUCAAAUGAAACCAGAGAAAACAAAGUAUUCAGUUGGUAAUUGUAUCUCUUAAAUAUUCACUGUAAUUGGAUCUGGUACCCUUAUUUUUAAACAGUACCCCUCAUUUAUUCUUUUAGUGAGGCAAAGGUAAAGCUCACCCACAAUUUCAUUCUGACAUUAGAAACAUCGUUUUAUUGUCGUAACUGAAUUCACACUCAUUCCUUUCCUGCAUCUUUUUGUUUCACAGUAACAUCACUAACUGUGCUGACAGAUCCUGUCUUGCAGUCCAGUGGAAAUGUUUGAACAGCUGGGGAUUGUCGUUUGUUAAAUAUUGAUUUGAUAAUAUGCACUGUGUAGUGCGCUGUGUAGUGGUGUAUAUAUAUGAACUCCUUCUGUGUUUUCUGCGCAGUGGUCGUUUUAUAUUUAAUUCCGUUUUGUUGUUUGUUGCAUUGACCUCAAUCUGCUACUUGACUACUACAGCUUUUCUGUCUUUUGUGCUUUUUGCUGCGAUCUUCUCUCUGUUUGGAUCUGUGCUGUCACAUACAGCUGCUGUGUUCAUCCUGCUGAGGCAGACGGUCGUUCUCGUCACUGUGUUUUGUUUUUUCUGUGAAUUUCGCAGGGACUGUUAUGCUUUUGGCUUCUCCGUAAACACCUACAGUAGAGUGUGUUUACAGCAAAUAACAGAAUUGAGAAAUGAGAGCAUGACUCACCAAGUAGUGUUUUAAAAGGUUGCCUUGGCGAGAUAUUGCAGCGCUUUCCAAGUAAAACAUAUGCGCAGGAUUUUCAGUUUGUGUGAGACCUCAGAGGAUCAGAGACAGAAGAGACUUACCGCAGUCAGGACUAAACAGGGUCAUGUUAGGGGCUGAUUUCAGUCCUGACGUACUCUUUGCAGAACAUAGCAUAACAUUUACACCAGAGGACCCAUGCUUAUCAAAGCCGAAGGGGAAACAGUUGAUUUUAAGAGUUGCAAGGGAUUACUCGAAGAUGAGAGAGAGUGGAGACGUAAAGACACAGUCCCAGAUCUCAGCUCAAUACAGACAGAUCAGUUAGAGGUGAAUAAUAAUGGUAUAUAUAAUGACAGUAUCAUUGUUGAACACUGGACAAUGAAGACAGAGGAUAUGUUCAGACUCUCCCAGAGGUGUAGGUGUGUUGCACCCAGUGUUGGCUAAUGUACUUAUAAAAGCUUUUCUCGAGUUAAAGUAUGAAUGUCAUCCAAGAAAAUAAGUGAGAGUCAGUUCACCUUACACUACUUUAGUGAAAGAGUUGAUGUUCAAAAAUGUAAUGUUAUUAAGGGUCAAACUGUUUUCACUUUCAGAAAAACAACAUCUUUGCUUCUCAAAGACUCUUCCUCUUCUUUUUGUUUUUACACCAUAUUUGGAUUCAUGAUGCUCCAUCACUGCCACCCUAAUCCUAAGGCUCUGCAUUUCAGUUCAUUUAAAACUAUAUUUUUACUAUAUACAGACCCCCAAAUUUUUCGUCAUUUAAUUUUGAGUAACAAAGAUUUUCAGAUUUUCACUAACCUCCAUUUAAGUACAUAGAUGCUCCCUGAAAGUACUGAAGUACAGUGACAAAGCAUUUAUACUCCAGUGGUUUCCACCUGUCAGGCACAUGAUCAGAUUUAAUUUAUGAAUGUCGGAAAAAAAUAAAUAAAAUGAAAUUUAUAUUCUGUUUACUGAUGUUUCUUUAUUGCAAAUGGAGUUUUACCUAAAGUCAAUGAAAUGCUUGUUACCUGUUGGGGCUGAACUGUGUACAGCAUGAACAUGCUGCAUAUCUUGGCUUCAUGGCUUGUACUUCGGCAAGUUUAGCUGCUUACAACCUGCACCAUUAGCAGCUGUCCAUCUCUCAGCCUACAGAGUUAGCAUCAGCACUUCAAAUUUAUGAAGGAAAAAAAAAAUGUUUCUUCAAAGUAAUGUAUUUGACUUACUUGUUGAGGAAUAGCAAACAUACCAGGAGCAAUCUUUGCUGAUGGAGUGAGCAAUUGAUGAUGUUAUCUCCACUUCAAACUAUACCAGAGGGGAGAGAAAUGCAGAGAGCUGUCUGAAUUUAAAGGAUGUGCAUAGGAUAAGUCAAACAAUCAGGACUGGUGUGUCUGUCAGAUUAAAAUGUGUCCAAAUGAAAUAAGACGUGGCUGAUGUCAUUGAAAUGUCUGUCUCAUAAAGGGGUCUGACAAGCGUUGAUUGACACUUUUAUGUUGUCUUUUUAAUGACAAUAUGUGACCAAAAUACAACUGUGCCUCUUAUUUUAAUAGUGUGUGUGCAUGUGUGUAUGUGUGUGUUUGUGACGUCUUAAUUUAUAUGCGUCUCCUGUGGUGAAUAAAUAACAACAAGGACAAACAGACCAUUUCCUUCUGAAUCAAUCAGUCCCGCUUAACUGAGCACAGAAUCUACCUCUGUCAGCAGUUAAUGGAAAUGCACACACAAAUACACGCACACACACACGAUAAGUGCACAUGAGAGAGUAUGUCAGGCAAAUAAUAUGACCAAAUGUCAAUUGUUCAGAUGAGGAUUUUAAUGGUUAGAUGUGCAGUCAGCAUGCACACACACAUGGAAAUAUCAUUAACUUUUAUGUGCAUGUAUAAGAGCAGGAAUAUGUAGUUAUACCUUUACUACACCAUGAAGUAUUGUUAUGUGUUGAGCCACAUGGACAUUAGCCUAGGGAUCAGUGUGUGUGUGCAUGUGAUGAGAAGACACUGAGCAAGCAGCAGCAGGUAAUAAAUGUCGAGUCAUCAUUGAUCAUUGAUCGCUGUGUGUCUUCGCUGAGUUCAUGAACUGCAUAUGGCCUUUAUUUACUGGCAUGUUGGCGCAGGCUGGGUUAUGACCACAGCAUCAUAUUAUCACCUGGAGACCUAAAGGCAGCUAACAUAGAUUUUCCAUUAUCAUGUUCUUUGGCGAUAAAAGUACGAGUGCGUCACCCAGGGGGGUUAUUUGCUGUGAUUAUGCUGCACCGAAGGAGUUGGUAUCACAUGCAGCUGGAAGGUUUAAGAAAAUGAAUGCAAAGACAUCCUCAUGUACUCAAGAUGGAAUGUGUUUUUUGUCCCCACAGAGAGACACCAAAGGUCAGUUCCUGCUGGACCAUGUGUGCAACCACUACAAUCUGCUGGAGAAAGACUACUUUGGUAUUCGAUAUGUGGACCCUGAGAAACAGAGGGUAAUGUACAGUCACAUACACAUGCAGAACAUCCACAAGCAGAAGCAUAACAGACUUUUUUAUCAACAAUAAUUUCUUUUUAUUCAGCUUAAGUCUAUAAAAUAUGCAUAAGAUAAAAAAUACUGAUCUGGAUUCUGCAGAGCUCAAAGUCAGGUCUGAAAAUUGCCUGUUUGUCACAGCAGAAAGCAUGGUUAUUGUAAGUUCUACAGUUUAUGAAACAAUCAUGCAGAAUAUUGACAACCUUUUUUUCUGUUGAUUGCUUGAUUGCACUGACCAAUUUGCUAAUUAGGUUUUAUGAUAUUAAAAUUGGGGGACCUAAGUCUCAUAAUCUGAUUUUUGAGUUAACAAAAAAUCAGAAAAUCCUCUUAUUUCUAAAGCUUCUUUUCAAGCAAUUUGGCAAUGGGGUUUCCAAAAACAAUACAAUGAGGGAAAAUAUGAAAGGGAAGUCGAAGAUUGUUGAAAACAGAAACUUCCAUUUAAAGGGAUAUUCCGGUGUAAAAUUAAUUUAGGGUCAAACACACUGUAACACUGAGUUAGACUCCCCCUAAAGAGAUGAAUGUUGCCGACUGCUUGCUUCUCUAAUUAUACCAACUUUAGUAAUGACCAUAGAUAGCAAUACAAAGAGCCACAUGCUCAACCAAAACGCCACUCUAUAGCCACAAAUAAUGCUCAGAACAGCACCUAACUUCAUCAACAGUACAUAUAGGGUCCCAGUCACAGCACUAGCCACCAAACAUCUUUUUAACUUUGUCUGAUUUCUUUAGCAAAGAGACGAAAGACAACUCACCUGCUCUCUUCCAGCAGCCACUUGUUAGUAGAGAGACCUCAGGCGAGUCCAUUGACUGCAGCGGGGGAACGCAGCUCAAAGAAGAACAUUUAUGAUCAUUACUUUAUUAUUUCCUUGAAGUAAUAAUCAUCAUAUUGAUCAUUUUGCACAUCAGACACGGUAGUUCUUCUGCCUUAGCAUCUCGGUCUGAUUGCAUUUCCAUGAAGAAAUGAUCAUAAAUGUUCUUCCUUGAGCUGUAGUCCGUAAUGGACUGGCCGGAGGUCUUGCUACAAACAAGUGGCUGCUGGAAGAGAGAGGGUAAGUUGUGUUUAGUCUCUUUGCUAAAGAAAUCAGGCAAAGUUAAAAAGAUGUUUGGUGACUAGUACUAUGGCUGGGACCUUGUAUGUACUGUUGAUGAAGUUAGGUGCUGUUUUGAGGAUUAUUUGUGGCAUUUUGGUUGAGCACGUCGCUCUCUGUAUUGCUUUCUGCGGUCCUUACCAAAGUUGGUAUAACUAGAGAAGCAAGGAGUCGGCAACAUUCAUCUCUCGAGGGGGUGUCUAGCUCGGUGUUACGGUCUGUUUGACACAAACUUAAUUUUACGCUGGAAUAUCCCUUUAAUUUAUCUUGUCUCAGCGCCACAACAGAAUCUACACAUGCAGAAACGAAUGCAGUCAAAAAGGAGCUUUAAAGAAUAAAAUGACUGUAUGUAUUUAUAAAAAAAAAGAAAUGUAGAGAAGUGAUCUAACCUUCAGUCGGGAAACUCCUCUGCUAAGUCAGCAUGUCCAAAAUGGGAUGGCAGGGUAUUAAUAAGCAGGCAUUCUGUAACUUCAUAUUGCAAGCUCAAGUGACAACUAAUAACAGGAUCAGGCUCCAUAUUUAAAACAGCCCACACACACUGAGGAGACCAGACGCUUUGUCUGAAGAGACGCUCAGCCAGCAGCGAGCUUCAUUUAAAAUGCAUAAAGACAAAGGAACAACAUGCAAACAUCGGAGAGAAAUGUUACAGCACAAAGGCAAAAAUAUAAUAGAGCGCAAUAAGUGAAACUCUCCGGAACCCAUUCAGCUGUGUUAAUUUGCUGUACGAGGCUACAGUUGCUCUUGAGCAAUACAAUAAAUGGUGUGUGAGGGCCUGCAGACACAGCUCAAUGGGGAGGAGAGCAGAGCUUUCGCGGUCAGAAAUGAAUUGCUUGAAUUGACUGAAUUUAUCUUCAACAUUUAUUGAUUAUCCACAUGAAACUUAAAUUAAAUUUAGACCACUGUGUCUGAAAUAAAUCAUCGAAAACAUGAAGACAUCUUUGCUUUAGAGCUCAUGAUCACUGCAGUUACUGCUCUUAAAUGAGACGCUAUCUUUAGGCUAACAUUUCUCUUAUCCUCUUCUUUUCCUCCGUCAGCACUGGCUGGAGCCCAAUAAGCCUGUGGUGAGACAGAUGAAGUGUAAGUGUCGCCUCAACUCUUUUUGUCUUCUUUUUGUGUGUGUGUGUGUGUGUGUGUGUGUGUGUGUGUGUGUGUGUGUGUGCGUGUGUGUAUUCUGCGCUAGCGUGUGUGUGUGUGUUUGUGCAGCAAAGAGCAGCACUUGAGACACACCUGCUUGUUUCUGUUUGUCUAUGCGUGCUGGUGGUUGCAAAUUCUCGAAAGCAUUUUUGUGAGUGUACAGUGUGUGUUUGUUAAGACCCGAUAUGCGUGCCUGUGUUAUUUUCCAGUGAGCAGCUUCAGUGCGACAGGGUCAAACUCUACAACAAGUAGACAGCACCGCAGGGACUCUGAUACACACGGGGUUAUGACUGCACAUAGUCAACAGCAUUAAAAGCUAUGAGGCAUUCAAAGAAGGAAAACGGCAAAAAGACAUCAGCAUGGAGCACGUUACAGAGAAAUGACUUAUUUGAAGUGUGUAAAGACAGACGUAGAUAUACUCACAGUCCAUUAUAAACCAAUGGUGUUCAGGGAAUUUACCUACAUAAAAGUUUUAUUGCCUUAUCACCCUUUACACCCCCUGGACUCACAGCUCAUAUUACCAUAUUCAGUGAGUAGUGAUAGAGUUAGACAAUGUUAGACACGACUUUUUCUCAGAAACACUUCAGGGACACAAGUAGAGACACAAUAAAGGCAGACAAAGUGACAGGAGUAGGAAUACAACAAACUGCUGGAGGGACCCGUGGCCCAUCAAGAAAAUAAACUCAAACAAAGUGAAAAAAAACACAGACAUGGCAGGUAAUCACAAACAAAAGACUUGGUGGGCUUCCUGAGUACUUGUCAAAGUCUCCUGAGUUUACUUGGUGGAGUUUGGAGCAAACAGUGUGAGCCUGGGCCAGAUUUCUCUAGGAUCUAGGUCCUAGUUUAACACUAAGUGGUGGACAAGUACUCUGGUCUUCAACUGAGUAAAAGUAACAGGGGCAUGAUUUCACUCAAAAUCAAAGCAGACCACCAGCAAGAAAGAUGCCUGCAUUGUAAUAGUACAUAUCUACACCACUAUAAUUGAGUUGGUGUCGAUUUAAUCUGGGGGUCCAUUAGUCCACUUAAGACUGUCUGCAAAAGCCAAGAAUCCUCAUUGGGUCCCAUAUACACAGCAAUACCAUCAAUUCAUUCAAAUGGUCUUUUAUGCUGGGCGCCACACGGCACAGAAAGAAGGGUGGACAAAGAAGAAGCAGCAGACUGCUAGCGAGCCAGCUAAAGCAGCCUUUUUUUUACCGCAGUAACUGUAGGUGAAAAUCUGGUAUCGUGACAACCCUACAUCACGGCACACAUUUCCACUGCUAAAUGUUUUACAUAAAUUUGGCACAAGAAGGGGCAUGGCUGAGUUUAUUGACAGGUGGUUGUAUUGUAGGUUCAGCACAUAGACUGUAUAUAUACUAUGGACAACUUGGUUCCACCUCCCGACGGUAUACAGAUUUGAAGCCGAAAAGCUCUCGGUAAUUCCAUGAUUUUUGUCCAUUUUCUGAAACCAACAUUGCGCAUUAGCGUUGUACGCAUUUGGCGGGAGAGUUGCUGAAAAAACAAACCCCCUAAUAACUUUUAAAAAUGGAGCUGUACAGAAAAAAAGAGGACUUGAGCACAAACCAGUCUUACAAUAACUACAUGUCAACACCCCAAGCAAUUUAUAUUCUGUGUUGUAAAUUUCUAAAGUUUGUCCACAGCACUAUUAAGUUUUACUGGAGGAGGCGGGAUUUAUGAUCUAUACUGCAGCCCAUCACCAGAGUGUGCUGUUCUCAGAGUGGCCUCAACCAGCGAGAAGGCAGACGGCGUCCAUUCUAUAUACAGUCUAUGGUUCAGCAUUUCUUAUACGGCUCAAACUACAGUCAGGCUUAAGUGCUUAAAUUGAAAAACCAAUAGAUGACAUCGCUGAGACUACGCUCAUGUUUUAUACAGUCUAUAAAACAUGGCGAGCAAACACUUGACAGAGAGGAUAAAAAGCAUCACAUAAUGUUGACAGACGCUAUGAAAUACUGUCAAACUUUUAUCAGAUGAUCAGUAAAGUUUAAAAUACCAAAAGAAAAACACACUUUGGUGGGUAUGAGAGAGAAAUGCACUUUAUUUCUCGAGGCAAAUGUUUCAUUCUCUUCCUGAAAAAGAAGUGGCUGAAGUAGCAAGGGAAGAUUACUCUGCCUUUGCUUCAUAAAAAAUUUAAAGAGAUUUUGCUUUUUCAGCAAACUUCUAUACAGGGAGAGAAAAUCAGGAAGCAAACAUGUUACUUGGAAUCCAAAGCUAACACACAGAAGCCUUGUUUUCAUUUUGUCACAUAUCCAUCUACUCUGGAGAAAUCUGGUUCAUUGUACAGUCAUAUAAUCUUCCUGUUUGCAUCAAUCCAACAUGUAAUAGAAGCAUUAAUGUCUUGCUGCAGGAUUCAGCAGAAAGUCCACUUUUUGACACGUAGUGGAUUAAUCGACAGACCAGAAAAAAUGUUUGCACCUAAAGUUAGCCGCCUGUUAAAUGACUGUCCUGCUCAUUCUGUCUCCCUUUAAAUUAAUUAAGGAGCUAUUAGCAGCAUAUUCGGCCCCAUCAGAACAUCUGCAAGGGGGAGGGUGAAAAUCCGAGUGAGGGAUGAAGGGAGAGAGGGAAGAAGGAGAAGACUGACAAAAUGGGAAAUAAAAUGAAAUUGAAUAUGGUAAUUCAGAUAGACGAAAAAGGGAGACAGUGAUGGAAAAUGUAGCCAAAGAAAGAAGUCAGAUUUAGAAAAGACUUGAGGCAGAAAAGAGAAGGUUGAAGAGACAGUUUGAGAUGGAAAAGUCUGACAGAGAGCGAAAGAGAGAAGAAGAGAUGAGGGAGAAACAUGGAGGAUGGGUGUUAAACAGAUCUGAGUCGUACUGACACAUCACUUCUCCCUGUAGCAGGAUUUACUCUCAAAUUAGGACGUGUGGUUUGUUUGUUGUUUUCUUUUAUUCUCUCUUCAUGUGUCUCAGCUUACGUGCACAUGCGUCACUUUGGACAAGCGUCUGUUUGCAUAUUGUGUAAAUUCACUUUCACCGAAACCUUCUCCAAAAAACGUCUUGGUCCCUUAAGCCGGAGCAGAAAGGAAGCUGAAAUUCUUUGGGAGCAGGUGGGAGGAUUUGGUCUUUCAGCAUGUAUUAUGUAGAUGUGUGCUGUUUUUCAUGGUGGGAUAAUACCGCAGAGGAUGCAGCCAUUAAAGACAGAGUGGUGAGGGCACUCUGCACAGACUUCCACUCACAUCAAACCAUCUCUCUUCUUCUUCUUUUUCUGCAACAUGAGCUCAUACUUGGUGCACACUUUAGAGUCAUCAUGGCCAAUAUGUAAUAAUUCUGAUUUAACAUGUCUCAUGGAAUUUAUCUGUAUCAUAUUAAGGUGUUUUUACUCAAACCCAUAAGAGACAAGGGCAAUACAACCUGCAGAACGACCUUUUAGUUCUUGGCUCCACCAUGUUUAUCACCAUGGAUAAUGAUUACUUUUAUAUUAGGAGCAGUGUUGCAUGCUAUUUUUUAUGUGCAAUAUAAGCAGUGAACCGGUCAUCACCACACCAACACUAUCAUCAAAAGACCAUGUGCUUUUCUCUAUUACACAUGAUUGUAUUUUCUUCAAGUUGCAUGUUGUACAUGUAAAAUAGUGAAAAUUGUAUUUAUGUUAGAUGAUAUUAUGCGUCGUCCACAGGCAUUUCCAAGAGCCAACACAAAAACUCCUUACAGCAGAUAUGAAGCACUUUAUUGUACAAGUAUCACAUCUGCCAUUGAUGGGUUGUUGGUUUUGUUUCAUAUUUGUUUCUGUAGCUCCUAGGAUGCAAAUACAGCUGCAAAUAUAAACACAUCUUCUGUGGUAUCGUUGAAAAUCACUGUCGUAGAAAAAAUGGUGGGGAAAGAGAGAAAAAAAAACAGAAACACAGAAGCAGAGCUAGAGAAACUGACUUGAAAAUGUAAAUGUUGUCAUUUACAAGUGAGGGGAAUUGAUUGAAGCACUUUUUGGUUCAUAAGGUUUCUCUAUUUAUCACAUCUUUUAAAUGUUAUUGCAUAAUGAGUUGGCCAAUUACAUUUACUUCUGAUGAUUCUUCAAAGUGUACAUCAUCUAUGUGCAAAUAAGGGAAAUUCAAGGACCUCCUUGAAAUGCAUCAUGGGUGCAUGAAUGUAUAUUCAGAUAUAUCCAGUUCUGGGAUAUCUCUGAGACUCUAGGCGAGAGUUUUAAGUAGUUCAGUCGCUUGAUCCUACUCUGUAGCCUAUCACUGACUGUGGCUGUGUGUGUGUGAGACAUGUACGUAUGUGCACCUUGCAUAUUAAAAAAAAACAGGCUGAACUCACAUUGGCAGCACGCACACACACACACACACACAUAUAAUCGCACACACUUCCACAGUCCAAAAUGAAGAGCUUUAGGACUCGGAUGAAAGGAAAGAAACAGACCCUGUUUCAAGUGAGGUUCUUUGUGUGCCUAUUUGUGUGUACAUGUGUGUACGUGCAUUUAAGAGAGAUUGUGUGUGAUGAGUAAUUACUGUAAUUAUGGGAUGACUAAUAUUGAAGGCCUGAUUUCUUGUCUUGUCUCCGACUUCUUUUUCUGUCUAGUUUAACAUAAUCCUCAUGACUCUUAUUACCUCUUUUUCUGCACUCAUUCAUUGAUCUCUAUUCCUCUCUUUUCUCUCCUCCUCCCCUUAAAACAUCUACUUUUCUUCUGCAUGUCUUUUCACAUGUUUCGUUCAUGUUAAACUUUUGUAUUACUAUUGUAAACUAUUGUAUUAAAAAAAAACUCCUGCUGUCUUCACUCUCUUCUAAGGUUUCUCUCUUUUGUCCUCUGCAGCUCAGCAGCCGUACACCAUGUGCUUCAGGGUCAAGUUUUAUCCCCAUGAGCCGAUGAAAAUCAAGGAAGAGCUAACAAAGUAAGAGCUUUCAGUCACAUUAAGGGCUUUGUGGGUGACCGGGAAUAAAAAUAAUUUAAUAUCCGUAAUAAUUUACCGGAAGUAGGUUAAACUUCAAAAUAAAAGCAUAGUUUUAAAAAUAAACUCAAACAAAACAGGAAUAAUUUUAAAAAAAUAGUGGUUUAAUGAGGCACUAUUUCUUCAAAGAAGUUUCAGUAACACAGCUGAUAAUGUUGAUAGAUCAUAAAUUUUAACAUACUUAGAAAUAAAUGGUGAUAUGUAAGUUUAUUCUGUUUAUCUGUAAAAUUUAUAAACUAUAUUUCUGAACAAGUUUAUUUUGUGGCUUCACUCUUGUCAUGCCUUACUUCAGUUUUGAUCACGGUGUUAUUUCAAAUCUAUAUAUAUAUAUAUAAACCGUGAAUAUUUUUUUCCAUCCUUUCAGUGGAUUGAUAUGAUAUUGUGUGUGAUCUGGUUGUCCCCUUUUGUCUCUCUUGCUAUUCUUAAUGAAUCACCGUUGAUUUGGUGUUUUGACCAAACAAAGGUAGCCUGGUCUGGGUAUGAAAAGCAUACGGUAGCCUGGUCAAAUCUUUAUGUACCACUCCAGGCAGACUUCUUCUCUUCAUAGGAACCGCACAGUUCUUUCAUGGAUCUUGUGAAGAAAAAAAAAAUUAGUAAAAGAAACAUCUUUUUUCCAUGGUGAUAGGUGUACCAGACAAACACCUGGAACGAUUGGCUAACAUCACGAGAUAGACACAGUAUGGUUUGUUUUAGGUACAAAAAAAUAACUUGAUCAAGAUUUAGAGAGUUUAAGAUAACGUUUUUAUUUACAGGAUAGUCUGGGAAGUCCAUGUAAACUUAAGAAUAACCUCAUUACCCCAAAACACUGCUCAAACACACACAGACUCACACACACACACACACACACACACACACAGACACUCACACACACACACACACACACACACACACACACACACACACACACACACACACAUGCUGUGGGAGAAUGAAUGUCUCUCAUUGGUCAUGUCCUCCAGCCUCAAGAGGGAGAAGAAGAAUGAAGAUGAGGCGAGGAAGUCAGCCAGAGAGAGAGAGCAGAUAGAUGUACUGGCAACAAUGUGUGUGUAGAUGUAUGUGUAGGUGUGUUUGUGUUUAGACACUAAGGGGGACUUGUACUGUCAGAAGGGAACAAACACACAAAGUCUCCUUUAAAGGAUCGGACAGGAUCCAGGAGGAGGUCUUUUUGAUUUAAAAUCCUACCGUGUGCUUCCUGUUUUGUUUAUUUUCAUUUUUUUUAUUUCGAUGUCUUUGUUCAUGGAAAUAGGAUGCUAAAACACGGCUGACCUCGUAAAUAUUAAUAAAACGUAGAUUUAUGCAGGAAGUCAGAAUGUGCUUCCACAUAGAUCUAUGCUUGUAGGACAUUUCGGGGGGUGAAAUGCGCCACCAGAUUAUGCUUCCACAUAGAUAUAUGCUGGACAGACGUAUGUUGGAGAGGUUGAUGAGUAAUGUCACUGCAGACGACAAAGAUGAAGUCGAGAAGUACAGAUCCUUUAAUACCCCCAACCGAGGAUCUACUCCACUUCUGGGCAACGAGAAAGACUGUCACAACGUCCCAGCAGCAUAUAUCUGUGUAGAGACAUAAUUUGAUGGGGGUUUUCCACCUGCUGAAACUUCCUACCAUAAUAUUAAUGCUCAUUUCUGCGCCACAUGUCAAAGCGCUAGCCCAAACAGGGCGAUGCAAUAGUUUAUAACAGUUGGUUAAAUUCACUCAUUUAGCUGCACUUUGAGACGGGUUUCUGUGCAACAUCAUCGCAGGUAUGAGCGCGCAGCCUUGGGGCAGAAAGCAUGACAUUUCUUAUUUGUUUACUAGCAGAGUCAAAGAAAAUGACAAGGAGCUGUUGUGCUGUAAACUGUACAAAUCAGCAAAACAAACGAUCAGGUGAUAUUUCGAAAAGAGAUUAUUUUGUUCAAACUUGUCAGUGGUCUAGAAAUAGAUGUUUUUGUCUCAUGAUAAGGUAACAAAAACAGCUUGUUUUUUUUUCAUGUUUAAUCUUAAAGCUCAGUUGUAAAAAUGUUCAACAAUAAUAUGAUGUGCUCUGUGAUCCAGUUUUGCGCAAACGUCAAGCACACCUUCACAAAUUUAACCUGUAAUACAGUAGGUGAGGAAAGCUUUCUUUCAAGCUUUAGUAGAUAAGAGUAAUGGAACUCAGCAGUUUGUUGUUGUUAUUAUGACAGCUCUAUAAAUAGAGUAUUCAUCGAUUAUAUGAGACAAGCGAGCUCAUACAACAGAGGAGUAGCAGAAUAAAGGCAGACGACGCUUCCUGUGAUCUAAGAUGAGAAGCAUGUAAAUUAUACUGAAUAUAUUCUAAGUAGAAGAUGAGAAGGUCAAGAGCGAGGAACGGGACGAAGAAAAUAUCGAAAAUUAAUUAAGUUAAGGUCAGUCCAAGAUCAUUUUCUUGUCAGCCAUUCUACCAAAACCUCAGUUCAACCUCUGACUGGGUCUGUUAGUAAAACUAUGAAGCUACAGCAGCAGUUUUGUCGACUCCAUCCAUUUUUUAUGCCCUCUUUCUGCUCCUUCCCCCUCAGUUAAAAAAACAAGUUUGUAUUACAAGUAAGUUCAAUCAGUGUUUUGUCGACCCUGUUAACUCAUCCGUUGCUAUGGCAACGCCGGCCCUAUUUAGUUCCUGCACCCAUGUCACUUCUUGUCUCCCUGGUAACACAAGAAAAAUCAGGGUGGGAGCGCCAUGCCUUAAGACGUUUCCAUGGCAACACAACACCAGUCACUGCUGUAUGAUUCCCAUAGCAACACUCUAUAAACACCAUAUAAACACAGCUGGAUUAUUAUGACGCAAAAAAAAUAUGCACGUUGAGUAUGUUGGAAAAAUUUCACCUUAAAAGGUUUUGACAUGUUUCAUAUGAAGGUUAGAUCAUGUGACUGUAUGACAACAGCUCUGUACUUGUUUACAAGUAAAAUAUGUGGGUUUAUUUUUGUAUCAGGAUGUAGCUGAGAAUAAUGUUAUCACACUAUGAAUUAAGUGCACACCAAUGCAAGUGUGACAACUCUGACUCUGCAGCCCCACACUGCUGCACUGUAGGCCAAAAAUAUUCAGAUCCAGACAAAAAUUAAGAAAAAUAUUUAGCUUGAAUGGCAUUGUCAUUCUGUCUUUAUUCAAAGCUAAGUGUGUGUUGUGUUUGUGUGUCCAGGUAUCUCUUGUACCUCCAGCUGAAAAGAGACAUCUACCAUGGUCGCCUCCUCUGCCCCUUUGCUGAAGCUGCAUACCUGGGAGCUUGUAUCGUACAGGGUGAGCACAAUGACAAGCUUGUGUCAGUUUAACAUGUCACAGUUAAAAUCAUUUUUUCUUUUAGCUCUAUGGCUUAAAUUUAAAGCUUUGCUGCAUUGUCACAACAUCUAAAAACACACAAUCAAACUGACACAAUGUUAAGUGUUGAUGUAGCAGACUCCUGAUACUUUAACAAUUAUUUUAAUGUGUUAAUUUUAGUCCCAAACAUUAGGUCCAUCCUGUUUUACAUGUAGGUAAAUGAUUUUAGACUUAGACUCGUGCUGCAUUUGAGUUACCUCGGAAGUCAGAUGUCCGAGCUGAAAAUGACGUCACACCCAAGUUACUGAAAGUUAUUUUAGCACUUGCCUUCUAUUGGGACAAGGCAAGCUUAUAUUCGGACUAGGCAAGCGCUAAAAUAACUUCCGUAGAUGAAGCCAUCUUGUUUCCACCUCUGAUUUUGCUUUUUUCCGACUUUGUAACUGAAACGUUGGUAAAUUGGGUGUGACGUCAUUUUCAGCUCGGACUUCUGACUUCCGAGGUAACUCGAAUGCAGCAUUAGACCUUGACUUAUUGAUCCCUAUCUCUUACAUAUCUGAGUGUGUACUUAACAAAUUCUCACUCUAAAGCUAUUUUAUCUUUUGAUUUGUGCUGUUAAAGAUUUAAUUGCUCCUUCUGUGAAACCUAAACUAAACCUGAAUAAUCCACCCUGAUUGUCUGGUCUCUGCCUCAUUCUCUAGUUACAGCUCAGACUCGUGUUGUUAACCUGCACUUUAAAACAUCUCAACAUCUAUAUACACCUCUGGGAAGGGGGAUAAUGCAAAUUUCUUCCCCCUUCGAUGUAUUUAGACCUUGAAUCACAGUGUAAAGUGACUUGCUUCAGUAUGGAUUAAGAGUGGAAUUAGCAGAGCUUUAUCGUAUAAAUGAACCCUUUUGGUUUACACAUGAACCCCUGAACCAUGCAGACACUCUCUGAUUGGCUCAAUUCCCCAGAGAACAGAGUAUGACUGGUUGAUUUAUCUUGACCCAGAGAGUCUCUGCUACGUAUCAUUGGUCGCUUUGUUUAACAAGGGCAGGACCCACAUUGUCAGAGUGUUGAUUACAGAACAGGAGAAUAGGUUGAGGAUUACUUUUUAAUUAAACUCAGGCAUGUAUUUGAUUUAACCUUUAUUAUGCCUGCUAAUUAAAAGGGGAUUUAAAAGAGAAAUUAGCAUCUGUUAGGACUUUGUUCUUGAUUCAACAGGGGAUAUAUUUAUCUAUGUAGUUAAUGAGUUUAUUGUGUCGUGGAAAUGAUAAUUGGCCGAGUUGAAAAAAAAUCAGUCUUAAGCUUUUGUUUGAACUUGAACAACAGCAAAUAUGGGGACAAACACAAAGUUGUUGAUUUAGGUGCGAAAGAAACAGCUUGAAACUUUUGGUUACAUCCUUAACUUCCCAGUCGCUACAAACUUAAGUUGAUAAGUUAUAGUUAUCUUUUACUAGUAUUUAUUUUGUUUUAUGAAGUUACACCAAAAGCUAGUUAGCUUAGCGUUUAGCAUUUACACAUGAGGAACAAGCUAGGUUCUAUUGUAUUAUUUCCAAAAGACAUAGAAAAACUUGUGACAGACCAAAUUCUGGCACCAAGCAGCUGCCAAACAAUACAAGGAUUUUAGUCAGACAAUUUUAGGGUUGCAGUUAGGAAGAUUUUGAAGAUUUAUCCAUCUGCUUCCACCCUGCAUAUUGAGCUACGCUAAAAAUGAGCUAAAAUAGCUCCACAUUUACAAUAUUGGCAACUGUGUAAUAUCAAUGUGUUCAUCUAGCUGUCAACCACAUCAGAAAUUAUAUCAUUUCGUGAAAUUAUGAGGCAUUGACAAUAGUUUCUAGUUUUUGUUAAACCUUUUUUGAGACAUUGCCUUUCCGACAUCCCCCUCUGUUUGCAGCUGAGCUUGGGGACUACGACCCCGAAGAGCACCCGUCAGACUACAUCAGAGACUUCAAGCUGUUCCCAAAACAAUCCCUCAAACUGGAGAGGAAGAUUAUGGAAAUACACAAAAAUGAGCUCAGGUAAGACAUGUUUGCUGGUUUGUUUAAUGGGCUUCUUUGUUGUCUGGAGCUGCAUUGCUGUUAUCAGAUAAAUGAGGGAUUUUGGUGACAGGCUUGGAUCCUGAGUCUUUUGAUGUGUGUUUUCACGACAUGCUGCAGAGAAGGUUUUCCUCCUGCUAGACAAUAAAUCAUUUUGUUUAAUUCUGGCAGGAGGCAAAGUUGGAUGAUUUGCUGUUCAAGACAUAGCAGAAGAUGUUUUGGUUUGGGCAAAUGAAAGAAGAAACUUGACAUUAUUAGCAGAGGAAGGGGUAUUGUCUAGUCAAAGUUUGAGCUCUACCUUACAGUAUUAACGGUGUAAACAAAAUAAAUAAAUAACUUAACCCUGACUAUAUCAAAUCAAUCUUUUUUGGGGUUUUCUAAACAGAAGAAAUGACUUUGGCUUCCUUGCAGCUGCUCAGACAUGGUAAACAUCUGAAAACCCUUGCAGCUCCUCUCCUCAUUGUGGUAGAAAUAGUUCAGGUACAGGAAUUAAGACUAAUGUUACGUUAUUGGAUUUUUUUUCUGUUUACUUGUAUCAUUCCUGCAGCUCAUGAAUGAUGGUGUAAGGUUCCUGAGUGUCACACUUACAGCGAUUUCAGAACUUCAAAGACAAAUUCCUGCAGCACAGUGGCAGAUCAUGCUGAGUUCCCACUGGUGGUCUGUCAGACAGGAUUAACAUGUAGAUUAAUACUGAUGGAGACUUCAGGUGGUUUAAAAUUAGAUGAAGUGGAAUUUAUGUCCGUGCCUGGCUGUUUAUCUUAGCUGUCAAGCAGAUCUUUGCUGUGUCUUCACAUGGAGACGGUCUGUUUUGCAGCUCUGGUGAAACUAUCGCUUUUCCAUAUAUUGCUGUGUGGUGCUAUUUAAAUUUGAAACUGCUGUCAUUCACAAGAAAUAAAACAUAAACAACAUUUUAACCAGAUUUAUUCAUCUGUGAAAUUAUAAAAUUGUUCAGUUAUUGACUCACAACACUGUCAUUAUUUUGUAGUUUUGCGGCAACAUCUAACGCAAUGAGGACAGAUUCAACUGACUACCUCAAACAGACAGACAGGAAGUGACCUAUGUCCUCAAGCAUGACAAAUACACAUCCAAAUAAAGUUCUGCCUGACACUAUGCCUCGAAGGCAACACAAUAUGAAGCAACUAUCUAUUACAUGUACACUGACAUUGUGGCUUUCUCUUAUGGCCUGUUACUGUCAGCUGUUCAGUGCGGGUAAUAUCAGAGUUCAAGGACACUGAGCGGUAGAUACGAAAAAAUGAGAUGAUGGUAACACAGUGAAUCAGGGUUCAGUCUCAGCCAGCACUGGGCUGCUUGUAAAAACUGGAUAUAGAUCAUCUUCAGGUUGUAAGUGUCAAUCAGAUCUAUACAGAGGCAUCAAAAUUACAGCCUAGUUUCAAAUAUGAACUAUCUGUUGCUCUGUUUAUAAUCUCCUCUCCUCCUUUGUAGGAGUCAGUGUGCUGCCUCUGCAGAGUUGAACAUGCUCCAAAGAGCUCACAGCCUGGAAACAUAUGGAGUGGACCCUCAUCCGUGCAAGGUAAUGUCAUCGAACACUUACUCACAGCCUGUCUCUGAGGCCUGGUGCUGCAGAUCUCUUUCUUCAUGUCAGAACAGUUUUUAUCCACACCUCAGUAUUUCCCAUGACUCAUUAUAGAGGUCAUUAAGCUUGUCAGGGUCUCCCUUCUUUAAUGUAUGACAUGCAUUUUAUUCAUGUGCAUUAGGUUAACUCAGAGCGUGAAUAAGCCUUCAUUUUCACUGAAGUCCAUUUGUGUUGUCUGGUAUUCAAUUUUUGAGCAUGACUGUAACAAAGUAGUAGAAGUGUUUUUGCAUUUGUCCUUCACUUGUAUAUCAAAUAGACAACCAUGCACAUGAUGACUGUACUUUCUGGACUGUAAGUCGCUCCAGAGUAUAAGUCCAGCCAAAAAAUACACAAUGAAGAAAAAAAAAACAUAUAUUAUUUGCACCUGAGUAUAAGUUGCAAACCCAUCCAAACUAUGAAAAAAGUGUGAUUUAUAGUCCGGAAAAUACUGUAUCUUACUAGAAUAGCAAAAAUUGUUAAAGGUGCUACACAACUAAUGACAUAUUUCAGUCAGUCGACUCACAUUGUGUUGAUGAAAACUUAAUUUCAACAGCAGGACAUAUUUUUCUGAUUGGCGUCAAGGCUCCAAACCUCAUCACUUCUUGUAGAUUGACUUUGCAUGCAGAAAAUGAGAAGGGAUAACUUGAUAUUUUGAAUCCCAAAUGGUCAGAAAAUGUGGGUAGCUGGUGCGGAGGUGAAGGGGCUGAAGGUUUAAACGCAGUAUAUGGUGCAGGAAAGCAGUGGCACUUGCAAAGCAGAGGCAGAGACUGGAAGUCUUGCGCCUUAAGUAACCUAACCUGGUGGAUACUUGUCAGGUGAUUGUGAGAAUGGUCAGAAGUCGCUUCCAGCAAGUCAAUACCAUUCAUCUUUUCAAAACUUGGAAUUUUCUCCUGGUGUUUUUCUUCUAAUAUUUGACAGAAGGGACAUACUAAAUCUGAUAAAGAAAAGCAAUAUUCUACAAUCUGCUAUUCUGUUCAGUCGGCCAAGUCAGACUGCGAAAUAUGGAUCCCAUCCCAUGUACAGAGCAGUCAGCCACGCAGAUUAACCAGAUAAUUCUGUCUCCUGGAGAGGAUCCCCUUUAUCUGCUCGGCCCUAUCUGCGGGUUUGUUUUUCAUUUGGUUUGCUGACUGAAAAGCAUUGUGCACCGAGAUCUGUGAAAAUAAUGGAAUCAAAAGAUGUAAGCAAGUAAGGAAAUGUGGGGAGCACAGAGAGAUAAAAAAAAGUCCAGAAGGGAGAGGGGAGGAGGUCUGUGGCUCAUGAGCAAUACCUUCUUGCACAGAACUUGGUACCCAGUACAGCAAAUGGGGGUGUGUGACAAAACAGACAGGUGAUUAUGCUGCAGGUGUCUUUACCGUGGUGAUUAUUGACAGCCCACUUACCGCCCUGCUGUCAAAACAAUUGUACCCUGUGACGCCACAUGCUGCUUCUUACCCUGCAUAUGUGUUUUUGUGUGUUUGCAGGAUUUCACAGGCUCCACAGCCUUCCUCGGGUUCACAGCCACGGGUUUUGUUGUCUUCCAGGGAAACAAGAGGAUCCAUCUCCUCAAAUGGUACAAAAUUUGUCACAAAGAUUGACCCAUCAAUAAUUUCUCUUCACAGCAUUUGGAAUGAAGCACACAGGGAUGUAAACUUCAAUCAAGUGUGGUCAAUAACUAGAGAUGCACCGAUCCAUUUUUUUCCAAUCCAAUCCGAUACCUGGGCAGAGCAUAUCGGCCGAUAUCCAAUUCCGAUCCAAUACUACUUUUAAAUGAAUAAACUGUAUACCUUUCCCUGUAAGAGAAGGCAUCAGGCUUGACAUUAGCCUUUUAAAAAAAAGGUUACAAAUUAACACAGAUAUAAAUUUAUUUAUUUUGAAUAAAUUAUUUACUAACAAUUAACAAAUUGCACGUUAGCACACAGCAAAAAGAAGCAAGACUUUUAUGUAUUAAAAGAAAAAUUAAUUGCUGGAACAGAACAAAGGUUUGGCAUCAUUCAUCAGAUAUCCGAUCCAGUUAAUUUGCCAAUAUCGGAGUUGAUAUCUGAUCCAAAUAUCAGAUCAGUGCAUCCCUAUCAAUAACUGCAGAUAAUUGAAUUGUUUACCACAAAAACAAUUUGGAGUUUAAGUUGCGUGUCUUUAGUAAAAAUCAACUGAACCUUUAGUCAUAAUAUGCCAAGUAAAAUCAACCUUAACUUGAACUUAAAUACUGCACUCGGACAAAUAUAAGGGUUAAAUUUUACCACUGUUAUCAAAUUAUUGAAUUUCCCCUCGGGGAUAAAUAAUAUUCUUCUUAUCUUAAACACAAAAGGUAAAACUUGUUCUUUUUUUAAGUUUUAAAUGCCAAGUUCAGUUUCUGUUUCCCCUCUAAAAUCCACCAGAAUGUCCUCAUGAUUGAAUGUUUUGCAGGAACGAUGUGAGCAAGCUGAAGUUUGAGGGGAAAACCUUUUACGUCAUCGGGAUUCAGAAAGAGGUGAGCACAGUGUGUCUUCCUGCAUGCACAGUCCUCUCCAAGGGUAAAAGACUCUAAUUUAAUGUGUAGUUUCCUCCACGGAUGAUGAACUGUGAUGCCUUGUACUAAACUGCAGCAUGCCCGUGGUCUUAACCUUUAACGUUUGUGGAGUUUUGCUAUUUUGGAGAAAGAACAAAAGGUCAUGACUUUGAAGUAGACGCACAGUAGGACUCUAUGUACUGCAAUUAUUCUCUGUUUCCUUCCUACUUCCACAUGUGUAACGGUUACAUCAGAUGAAUGUGCUAAACAGUUUGUCUGUGUAAUCCUGUCCACCAUCAGACACACUGUAUAUAUAUGUGUGUGUCACUGUUUCAGAUCUCCUUAACAGGCAGGAUUCACUGUAACAGGAUGGUGGGUGUGUUACAACUAACCGCCUCGCUCACAUUCAGUGUCCACUGUGGCCCAAAUAUGAGACUCCUUUAACACAUCUAUGCAAGCACAUGUUCAUCAUGCAUAACAGAUAAGCUUAAUAAUAACACAUCGAUGAAAUAGUCACUUGCAAUGCAGGUUUCUUGCAUUUGGGACCCAGGCUUCAUUUGUGCAAUCAUGUUUGUCAUCUAAUUUUGAGUUUUGGUAGAUUCUGAGCAGCCGUUUUUGUCUUUAGCAAAGACUGUCUUUUUUCCCUAUGAUGUUCUUCCCAGACAAUAACCAUAACGUAAAAAAAAGUCUUUACUUCAGCUAAAGCCAAGUUGCUCUUUAAUCUACCAAUCAGCCAGCCAACCACCCACAUAGCUCCUCUUUUCAUUUCACAGGCUCAAACUAGCUCUGUCAUCUCUGCUUAACCUGUCAGUCUGUCUGCCUAUUUGUCUGUUUUGCGGCUCAUGAGUGGCUGAGGAUGCAGUUUGAUCUUUGUGUUUCUGUCUCUUCUCUCUGUGUGUUAACAUAGUCAUCAAUGGUAAGUAAAUACAAGUAACGAUGGAAGCACAAAACAUUGUUGUACCAGAAUCCUUAAAUUUGAUGCCUCUGUCCACAGUCCUGCUCUCACCUCACUUUAAAACUGGGGGACUCUUUAUCCAUCUCCACUGUUUUGCUAUUUGGUUGUUCUGUGUUGUGUGCAUCACUGUUUGUCAUAUUAUUUUGUGAAACACUUAUUUGCAAGUCAGCUCAAAUAGUGUUUGGUUACAUUUUCGGUUAAUAUCUGUUAUCUAAAUAGCCUCAUAAACUGACUAAACUUAAGUUCAAUUUAGGGAUAUCACAAAAUAAAGGCCUGUCUUUGUAAUUUGGACUAUAUAGGAAUUAUUUUGCAAUUGUUUAUUUUUCUGAUCAUACAAUUUCAUUCAUUACAAACAACCUAUAAUGUCUGCUUUCAUUUACUUGGGAAGAAGCAUAUAUGAAACAACAUGGCAGGUGGAGUUUUAUGACCUGCUGUCACAUGCAGAGAUAAACAGCAACUGCAGCCAGAGGAGGGCAGCAUAUUGAAACUUCGGUAACACUUUAUUUGAUGCCUAUCUCUAUAACGCGUUACAAAUAUAUGUAUAAUGUGUUAUAAUCACGUUAUAGCACUGUAUAGCUAUAGUUAUAAGCACUCAAAUAUUAUCAUAAUGCUUUACAGCAAUAAUCAUAACAUUAUAAAGCGUUUAAUCAUGACUUACAAAGUCAGGUAUUAUGGUGUGUUAUAACUGUUAACAUGUCACUGACAAUGCCCACAGAGAUGACGCGAUGCAACUGUUGUUAACAGUUAUAACACAUUAUUAUACCUGACUUUGUGAGUCAUGAUAAAAUGCUUUAUAAUGUGUUAUGAUUAUUGUUGUAAAGUAUUAUGAUCAUUUAUGAGUGUUUAUAACUAUAGUUAUACAGUGUUAUAACGUGAUUAUAACACAUUAUACAUAUAUUUGUGAUGCGUUGUAGAGAUAGCUGUCAAAUAAAGUGUUACCAAAACUUCCAAAACAUUUGCCAAAAGUACUCAGGGAGGAGGAAAAAAGUCUUGUUUAGAGAAGAUUAAUGAUAGAUAAGAAUUUAUUAUAGUAAGAUUAUCCCAUCAAAGCAGCACUGAAAAAUGGAGAGAGCUGCAGCGCUGAUUUAAGAAUUACCUUUAAGUUUACCAGAGAUUAUUCAAAACUUGAAUGAGAAAGACAAUAUUACAUGCUCAGAGGUGCUUCAGCUCGCAGGGAAAAAUAGACAAAUGAGGAGUAGUCUGUGUUUUGUGUGUUAGCAGUGAUUGUCUUUGCUCACCAAAUCUUUGCCUUUCCUAUCUUUGUGAAUAAAGUUCACAUUUUAAAAUGUAAAAUGAAAAAUAAAUCUGGCUAUCCCAGCCAUCAGGAGCAGAUAAAUACCGGUAAUGAGUGUCAGCUAAAAAUAAAAAAAUCACCAUGCUUCCCUCUUUAUAUUACAUAUUUUACCAACUACAUUACAUGACCUUAAAAUUUGUUAUUUCUUAUUUAUUCUGUCUUUUGUGCAUUUGUGUGUCUGUAUACUUUAUUUAGAUUUAGAUCUUUCAUUGUAUUUCAUCCAAAUCUAAGUUACGUGUUGAUAUGUGGUUUGUUAUAAGUUGUCCACCAUUUGACGGAUCACUGCAUGACUUCACUUUUCACCCUCACUAAUGUUAUUUGUCCUGCAACACAUGAACUAAACCGUCCCACUUUGACCUGAUAGCUAUUUUUAAAUGGCUUUCUUUCUAUUUCACAUGCUUCAGAUGUCUUUUCAGUGUUAGUUUAAUAAAUCUGAUGGUCGAAAUCAAAGUUUUUUUUAAUGUUGCACCAGGGGAUAGUCGUGGAAAACAAGCCUGUUAAUCAAAGAAUUCACCAUCAAGCUGCUCGUUCUUUCUUUUUAGAUACUUUUACCUUUAAAUAGUCUGUGUAAUAAUAAUGAAUGAGAUGAUAAAUUGCUCACAUCACGCUUUCAGAGCACGCUUACAUGUCAGCCAAAGUGGGACCAGAAAGAGUUUGUGAAUAAUAGUUAAACAUGCAGCUCAGGUACAAUCACACACAUGACCACUGCUGCACAUGUGUGUAAAUCACUACACAAAAGUAACUGAUGUGUGACCGUGAGGGGGCUGAGCAAUGCUGCUGACUUCAGGAGAGAGAGAGUAAGAGGUUUUUUGACCAGCUAAUCUUCCUCUUUCUAUAUAGAUAUGACUUCAGGCUAAGUCUGAUCGUGGUUGUUAGUGUUACACGAUUCAUCCCUCCCAUGAUAUUGAUCUCUGUGUUUCCUCUCUCUCCCUCACCCUCCUGUAGAGCAACAUUGAUCUGGUAUCUUGUAUCACCAGAGACAGAAGUGAAAACUAGACAUUUACAGGAAUACAUCCCCCCUCCUCCUCCUCCAUAAAGACAAAAACGUGUGUUCUGCAGGUUACAAGCUCUUUUACUGCUGAACACUGUGGCCAAAUCACUAUCUGUCUAACAUCCUGCUAAGCUUACCACUUUGGGUCUUUGGGUCAGCACUUUGCCCAGCUUCCUCUCAUCGUGUUCAGCACUCCUCUUGUCCUUAUUCAUACUUUUUUCUUCUUCUCUGUUUUAAAUCUCGUUUCUCAUCCUUUCUGUCGCCCCCUCUCUCUCUCUCUCUCUCUUUGUGUGUCUCUCUGUUUUUGUCCUUUUCUGCAGAAGAAACUGGUGUUGACAUUUCACACCUCAACCCCUGCAGCGUGUAAGCACUUAUGGAAGUGUGGGGUGGAGAACCAGGCCUUUUACAAGUACGUCAAUACGCGAGCACACAGAGGAACUAACACACGCCUCGACAUAUUAAGCACAUAUAUUCACCUGUCAAUGACUCAGCUGACACUGUGCGUCAUUUUGACACCCUAGAUGGCCCUUUAUCUAUAAAAACAAGUUGAAAUUUGUUUGUAGAAUUAUUUAAAUUUAAUAAACUGUUUGUCAUUCAUGAAGAUGAAGCAUGAAAUGCCACAGAAGUAACACAAAAUGUACCCAAGGUGGCACUGGUGGAGUUGAUUGCUGCUUGUCUCACAUACUGUACAUCUAAAUGAAAUCUAUUUUUACAGUUUCUUAGCACUGCUGUCACCCUCUUUUGUCUUUUUUAAAUUCAAGCACUCAAAACCUCUCCCUGGAAAUUCACUUCCUCUUUGAUUUGUAGCACAUUAUCACCCUCUCACUCUCGUCGCCUGUCUCUCUGUGGCUUUAAUCUGCUGCUGUCCUCACUGUGGAGCAGCUGAUCGCUCCAAGGCCAUAGCUCAGGCUAUUGACUGUCUAUCGACACUGCUGAUGUGUCAAGAAUGGAAACAAGCUGAGGGUGGAGGCAAAAGUGACAGAAUAUAGACUUUUUUUCUCCUAAAGUCAAGGUUGUUGUAGGAACUUGAAGAAAGGCCAUGAAUGAGCUCAGGUCUCAGUCAAGGUCUCAUAAGGAUACAAGAAAAGUAAUUCAUUGUGCAUUAAAGUCACACAAUAACAGACAAGGAGGUUUCAGACCCAUAAUCCUUUUCAGCGUGUGGUUCCAGUACAGUUUAAAAAAAAAGAACAGUUCUCUUGUGGUCUGCGCUGAACACUUUUGCUGCGUUCCAGUUACCUUGGAAGUUGGAGCUGGGAAUGGCGCCACACGCGAGUUGACAGUGUUCUAGUAAACAAGUUGGAAAACCAAGAUGGAUGUUUAUUGUUAGCCGUUGUUAGCUGUUGUUUACCAUUGUCAGUUGUCGUUAGCUGUUGUUAGUUAUACCAGUUGUAAACAACACAUAACACAGUAUUUUACUCUUACAAACACCAUAGCACCGUGUUCACAGAUAGAUGUUGGGUAGUACAACAUAUACCACAUAUUUAAUUUCACAAAAACAAAACAGAGGUACUAAUAAAUAAUACAUUACGAGAGCUUUCACUGUUGUCCUUUACUGUUGAUGCACUGCGCUGCCAUAUUGGAUUAUGACGUUGUCGUCAAGUCGGGGUUGGUGAGGAUCGUCUGACUUUCCGAGUCAGAAAUCCGACCUUAGGGGGGCGUUCCAGAUGCAUUUCUGACUCUGAGCUCGAAAAUUCUGACUUCUGAGUACAACUGGAACGCAGCAUUUGAGACGAUUUGUUCAUGUAUAGACAUCAACAGAUGACUUUGUAGCUUUUGGAGGUAUCUGCCAAAUUUUGGGACUUUUUUUUAAGGGACUAAUUUUGGUAUAUUACAAUAUACCCAGCGGUCAGUUAGGGGACACCCUUCUUCUCAGUGUGUGAUUCUACAUUUGUACGUUUUUGUGAUGAACCUAUUAUAAAAAGAGAUGAUGUGUGAUACUCAAUAAACUAUUCAGUUUAUCACUAAGCAAAAAUGUUUGAGUUUAGUUAGUUGUGGCCUUGUAAAUAUAAAAACCUACUGUAUAUUCAGUGGAAUAUCACAUAUGCUGAUGUCUCUUGAGGCUUUAUAAAAUUGUAAAACUGUAAUGUAAGCCCUCCAUGAACAGAAGCAAUGACUAGGGAAAACUGUUGGACACAAACAAAUAAAACAAAAGAGGAUAUUUAUAAAUUUAUACAUGUGAAAAUGAAGACAACCUGUAAAAUAAUGGACUUAAAUACUGUGGGGGAGUUAUGAGUCUACACUGAGGACCUGCAAAGUGUGCAGCGUGGAGAAGAUGCAGAAUAGGAUGAAAAGGACUGUUGGGGGUAAAGAGUGGUCAGGUUUAAUGUAGGAGGUGAAGUUUGACACAAUAAGAAGGCCAUUAUGUGCUUCUCAGUGCCUACCCUCCCCCAGACUGUCAAUCACUCUGAAGGUCCACUCCUCUCUCUUUAUUGCAGCCCUCAGGUUCACACACACUCUCUUUUAAACAUAGUUUUCUUUGAUUGUGUGAUUUUCUUUCGCUUUAUUCCGUUUCUGCUUCUCUAAACCUGUUUUCUCUGCAGAUUUUGCGCCAUAUUGCUUUAAGAAUCAGUCAAAAAGAAGACGUAGUCAUAAAAGCUUCCUGCUAGCCUGUGCCCGUAUAAUCCUGCAUAUUGACUUAAUGACAGCAGCUCAUGUUGCUCUGAGAGGCAGUCGGGGAGGGAGGGGGAUGUCAUCUGGGAUGUCAGACAAGCAUCAGAGCAGCUUAAUCAAAUCAAAGUGAAUUGAGUUUGUAAAUGGCAGCCAAGCACAGCUUUGAGAAGAUACUGCAUGUCUCUCUCUCUCUCUCUCUCUCUCUCUCUCUCUCUCUCUUACACACUCACACACAUAAACACACACAUAAGAGGACAGGGGUGGACCUACACACUUUGAAACAUCUUCCUCUUUUGUUUACAAAGAGUCUAAUCUGGGCUCUGCAGACCACCUUAAAGAAUAUUAAAAGUAUGUUAUAAGAGGAGUGACAGUAUCAAACAGAAACGCAGUGGGCCUGUCUUUAUUCUGCUGCGUCUUUGUCAUGAUGACAUUUUUUCUUCUCCUCCUCCUCCUCUCUACCUUCUGACAGGUGUGCGAAGUCGAGUCAGAUAAAGACAGUAUCCAGCAGCAACAUCUUCUUCAAAGGCAGCAGGUUCAGAUACAGGUGAGACUGUAUUCAAGUUAGUUUUCAUAAGAGUGGGCAGACUUUGUUAUCCUGAGAAAGAAGUGACGGUAAAAGAUGAGUAAGGUGAGUUCAAGGAAAGCAGGGGGGGGCGGAAAAAAAAGUUGAUCCCAUGAAAGAAGGAGAUUCAGGAGACGUGCGAAUGACAACUAAAGGGAGACACAAAGAUAUUAAAUCAUAUUUAAUCUCACAAAAGAUUUUAUGCAAAUGUACCCACAGUUUACCAGCAGGUCAACUCUUACUUCUACAAGAGAUUCUUGACAUCAGUAAUUUGUGGUAAUUUACGACAAAAAUUCCCCACAGGAGCUGUUUAAUUAUAGGGACUGUUGUUUCAGUUUGAGAUAUUAACACACCCCUUUGAGCAAAUGUUUCCUAAUUUUCCAUCAACACACUGCACAAUCUCAUCUCGGUGCAUCACAGUCUAAAUCCAGCUCUGUUCCUGUGAUUUACUAACCCUAAUAUUGGAGGAAAGCCUCUGCAUGAAUCUGUUAUUGAAGCCGUGUAUUCCCAGAUCCUCUUUUCAGACAAAGCUCUUCACCAGGCUCACUCUUCAGUCUACUACAUUUCAUCUGUUUGCCAAAGCAGACAGGCUUAAGGGCUCAGCGAUGAGUAACGGCAUACUGCAGAGUUUGUUCUGAAAUAUGAGAUAUGUACAUUUGUGCACAUGCAAACAGGAGAGAGAUUUGUUGCUGACAAACGGAGGGAGUUGUCAUGGAGCGGUGCGGAUCACAUCUUCGUCAGAUUUGUGUUGGACCAGCUGAUAACUUAUCAUCACGCUAUAUUUCAACAAACUGCAGAGCAGCAUUUUUCAAGAACACCCUUGAAGCCUACUCCUCCAGAUGUUUCAUUUCCCUCUGUAAUUUACGACCCAACCAUCAAUCUCAGCAACAAUAGACUAAUAGGUGGGCUGGUGGAGCCCGCUGGCUUGAAACAGAGCAGUCAGAGUCCAGAAACAUCAACUGCCCAACAAUCAGAGUAAUGGAGCCACCCACCCUGCUGACAGGAACCAGCCUCCUCAGCUGCAUGAAACAGCUCGGGCUGUGAGCAACAAUUGAGAAAAUACAUGUUUGUGUUUGGUUCAGUGUUGUAUAGUAGAGAAGUAAGUAAGUAGCAAUACUUAAGUACAGUACUUGAGUAUAAUUUUGAAGUAUCUGUACUUUACUGGAGGUUUUUUGUGCAUGCGACUUUUACUUUUACUUGACUACAUUUCUAAAAAUCAAAGUUUACUUUUACUCCACUACAUUUCACAGAAGCAUCUUCGCUACUGCUAUUUUUACUUCGUUACUAUGACAGUAGGUAGCAAAUCAACAUUACCUAAUGUUGAUUUGCAUUGCGCUUGAUCAUCGUCAGGCAGUCACUCAAGCCCGGGCAUGUCGGCAGCUGCUUGUAGGUUGUGCAGUUGCUUGCACUCACCUGAAUGUCCAGUAGCUGUUUUGAUGGUUCUCAUGGUGCCCAACUGGUGUCCUAAGUUCUUUGACUGUUGGAGGAUGCACUAUUGUUUCUCCUGAUCAGUGUUGUAAUUAGGGGUCCGUCCAUCCGUCCAUCCCUCCCCUCCUGUUUAUUUUUCUAAGCGGUUGCUUGCACGCACCUGAAGUGUGUGCUUAUUUGGGCAUAAGAGCCUUUGAAAAAAAAAAGGACAUACUUAUUUAUACUUUGUCUUUGACUUUUUACUUUUACUUGGAGUACAUUUACUUUGAGUACUUUUUAUACUUAAGUAGAGAGAAUGUGAUAUACUUUGAUGCGAGUAAAAUUCUCAUGGGAGACUUUUACUUUGACUGAGUCAUUUUCUGGUAGAGUAAAUAUACUUCAACUCAAGUAUAUUUGUUUAGUACUUCAUACAACACAGGUUUCAUUUCUGUCCAAGAUCUACCUGUCAAACUAGAUGGUGAAUUUGAAAAUUUGAAACUUUAAACAACCCGUGUCAUACAUUUUUGUAACUUCUUUCAUCAGGCUGUGUUUGAAAAUAAAGAUUUUGCGGAUCUACGUAUAUAAAGUGCACAAAGGAGGUUAUUGUCUUUAUGCAAAAGUUAUCUUGUGUGUAAAACCUGUGACCCGAAGUAAAGGUGAUGAUUUUGAUCUUAUGUGCACCGAUUAUGCAAUGAUUUCAUGAUCAUCAUUUAAUAUCUUGUGCUCACAAGAAAACAAUCUUGUGCCUAUGAGUUCUUAUCUUCUGUGCAUAAGCAAAAUGGACAUUUUUAUUUCCUUUGUUUGUUUAUUCACAAGAUAUUAACUUGUGAGUUCAAGUUACCAACUCGAACAUGAGAUAAAUGCUGUGUACAGUAUGAAAACAACCCCCUUAUGGGACUUGUGGGGCUCUGUGGCAGUAUUAAAAAGGAUGAAAAAAUAUGCUAAUGACAUUUUGUUAAACAGUUGCACUCUUCUGUCCGUGUACUAAUUAUGUGUUUCUCACUGUUAAAGUGGAAGAGUAGCAAAGGAGGUGGUAGAGGCCAGCUCCAAGAUUCAGAGAGAGCCACCAGAGGUGCGCAGGUAAGAAAAUGACAAAUCACCUGCACUUGUUCAAAAAGCUGCUGCCUGUUCCUUCUUUGCAUUAAUGAACCCUUCAAACGAGCAGUCUUACAUGAAAUUACAAAACCAAAUGAACAAUUUGUGGAGCUGAGAAUGUGAAAGAGAGCUUAACCUAAAAUCAUAUGAAUAAACAACACGCUGACAUGAGAAAGCACUCAGAUAGUUAAUGUUUGUGUUUUCAGAGCUCAGUUUGGUCAGAGUCGAAGCUUUAACUCUCUGAGCCAUAAAAACCUCAUCAUGAACAUGGAGCCGCUUGUACCUGCUCUGCCCUCCACCAACGAGUACGAGGAGACAGCCACAGACAACGGUAGGAUGUUACUUAAGACACACACACACACACACACUCUUCUGCCCUUCUGUCACAGGCCCCCCUGGGAUGUCACAUGGGGUCUCCCUUGUGUGCAAAGAAGCUCAUGUACAGGCGUCAGACCGAAAGCUUUAAUUGAGCAGCUGAUGCUCCCAUUCCUCCAUCACACUUGUCCCCCUGGAGACAUCAAACCCAGUACGCUAAAAAUACCCCUCCCAUGAUCCUCCCUGAGUUUACCACCACGCCUGUGUGUUUGUAUCUGUCUUUUUCUGUCUUUUUGUGUGUUUAAUCAAAAAACAGACCCAUCUUUUGCUUUUACGAUGGAGUGGUCAAUGAAAAGCAACUUGUUCUGCUCAAUCAAUUCAAUCUGUUUACAUUCCUGCAGGCUUCUGUGUUUAAAAGAGUGUUUAAAAAAUAUAAAACGUGCUUGAAUUUUUCUUCUUAUCAUGUCACUAUUACGUUGUUCUCUGAGAUAGUGUUUCCCAGGAUCAUUCAAAAUUAAAACGGUGCGUGUAUUUAUAGCAGCGAGGUGUAAAUGAGGGUGAUCCAUCAGCUGGCCUGUCGACACCUGGCUCAGAGUUGGUCUUAGAUUAUUUCUUGUCCUCAUGGGAGAGAUAAAGAGAGCAGCGGAGUUACAUUAUCAAGCAGAUCAGCACUGUCCUGGAGAACCCAGUGAAGCAGAGGCUGAGUACUGUGGUACAGUGAGGCUUUUCUCCAAGAAUGCAACACAGCGGCGUUCAUUGUUUUCUCUGACGGCAUCAAUUCAGUAUUGUUUCCUGUUACAAUUUCUCUGUCUAGUUAUCUCCAGCACUCAGUAUCACAAUAUGUUAAAAAAAACUGUUUAGUCAUUUCAUAAAGGAAAAGCAGAUAGUAGGGGAGACCGGGGCUUGUUGUCACAUGGGUAAGUUGUCACAUUGCAAUUAUUUUUGCCACCAGAGGGCGCAACUAAAAUCUGGAAAACUAGUUUUCUUGCUUUACACGGUCAGUAGUCGUGUUCUGUCUGAGAAGAGAAGAGCACAUUGUGAGCUGAGAUGAGCGCCAAUUAACCAUUUCGCAUGAACCAAAGUAAAAAAAAAUUAACUGUUAUAUAUUUUAAAAUAAGCUUCUUCCAGAUAAAAAUCCUAGCAGUGAUAUAUGUGGAGUUGUUAGAGGAGAGAUUAAGGCAUCCUGUUAUACCUCAGUCAUUGUUCUGUUUUAAGCUAACUUUGAACUAGAGCUAGAAUUAGCAAACAUGGUAGUAUGGGGCAACAUGUCUCAGUCAUUUUGAGGUUAGUUGUCACAUGUUUGAAAGGGAUUAAAUUAACAUAGAGAGUCUGCUCAUCAGCAGUUGUCAUGAUGAAAUUUUGACUUUAGUUUCACAGAGAAAAGAGUGGUUUAAAGGAGAGGAGAAAGCCACAAGACGUGGUCAGGAAUUACAAAAGUAAAACAGAACAUGGCAGUGCAGUACCUGACAUGAUGCUGAGGGCAGUCAGACAGGUGACCCUCGUUAAUAAAUCAAUCUGGACUACAAUAAAGGACUUUAAUGUCGACUAUCAUACCUUAGCUCAGUACUGCAAAACAUUCACCCCAGCUGAAAUACAGAGUCAGACAGAUCUCCAAACUCCAGAGCAUGUUGCAUAAUAUUUUGUGUUAAUGUUUGUUUAAUGAUUAUGAUCAAUGAGUUUUUCUCGCUCAAUGAUAAACGUUUUCUGUGUCUGACUUUGAUGUUCACUUUCAUGUAAAAAUAAAAUGAGAACAGCGAUAAUUUGUCCUUGUUUAUCAGCUGCAAAAUCCAUCUUGCCCCACAUGAUGAAACAACUUACCCAAAGGUGGGGCAACAUAUCACAUGUUCACACUCUCUAUUUGAUUGCUUAUAACUCUGCACUGACACAAGAUAUAAAAAUGACAUGAAUAUAAAAUAUAUACCUGAGACUUGGGCUUCCAUCAUGUUUAUAUAUGAUGUAUAAAUUACAAGACAUAUAUAAGAGUGUAAAAAGUGUGACAACGAGCCCGGUCUCCCCUACAUUUCAAUACUGAAGAUGAUGAUAUUAAUAUUUUUAUAAAACAAAUCCAGUUCCAUAGUUUUGGCAGCUAAGCGAGGAGAUUUAAAUGUGUAAAUCCAAGUAAAAUGACCAAACUGAGGGUCACAUGAUCACCUCAUCUAACCUGAGCCCAUAAUAUCCCCACAUCUGUCCAUAAUACUGACCUGCUGCUGAGGUUUUUAAUCUUUUUAUGCUUAUCCCAUCUAUUUAAUUAUUCCACACCCCACAGGAACCUUUUCCUUUAACAGAGUCAAGCCCCUCCUCUUUGGACACCUUACUACUCUCCAUCUUCUCACCCUCUGUCCUUCCUUACUUCCUUCACCCCGCACAGUAACCUGAACAAUUCUCUUAAGACCUUCACACGUGUACAGCACAAUCAUGCUGUUGAGCUAUCACUCUUUCUGUGCUGUUGAUUUACGCUUCUCUCUUAACGCCUUUCCUGACAGAAUUUAUUGUCAUCCCUCCUCGCUUUCUCUACCUCUCCUUAACUGUCUGUCUUUCACUCGUCCCCUCCCCUCAUCCCAUUAAGAGGGAAAUCAAUUCUUCUUGGCUCAGGGUCAAAGAGCUGCAGCAUUAAGCAUCUCGUCUGUCUCAGUUGGUUAGUUUGGGAGGGGCAGGAGGUGCUCAUCGAAUCAAAGGCCUCAUGCGCCACAAAGAGGAUGGAGGCUGAGUAAUGACGGCCUGUUUCUUACCAUAGCUCCUCACACUGUGGUAAGAAACACUCACUGCAAAAGCCGACAUGUUGCCAAAGCAUUUUUAAACUUAUUUAUGGAUUAAAAAAUCUGGCCCUGAAUCUUCUGGUGUCCCUGCUUUUGUAACUGAAGUGAUUUGAACACCUCGAGUUUAUAUUAAUGUGGACGCCGCACCUCCAUGCUCCUCCCAUUCUUGGAUGUGAUGUGAAGCCAAACCACCGCCUUGAUGAGAGCUGGCAUGGAGCCCUGUGACGAACAUCAGAAACAAAAGAAAACACUCAUAGAUAUAAUAUCAAACAUACACAUAUCAAACGAGAAAAGUUCCUGAAAUUUGCUCCUACGCCUCUGAAAAGGAGCAGAAAUUGGUCAGGUGCGUCAAGACUAAAAUACAAGCAGGCUGCUGGCGGGAUUAUUCGGUCAUUUAAUAGCCGGUAUCACUUUGUGUUUUCACAACUGAGAGCCUCGUCAUGAAUGCCAGCCCAUAUUAGUAAUUAGCAUCUAAUGUGUACGAUGACAGGUCAUUCGGUUCAUUUGAACAGUCACUGGAAACUGCUGUGAAGACUCUGGGAUAAAGUGUCCUCGGGAUGCUCCAGGAUCCCUGUCUAAAUUCAGAGCACUAAUCUGAGCCAUGAGAGGAAGAACAGAGGGCUGACCCAAGGUCGGUGGUGACCUUGUUCUGUUUGCACAGCCUGCUCCCCUCUUAUCUCCCCAAUCCCCCCCUCUCUAAUACACACACACAGAAACCCUUAUUCAUACACCCGACUCGGGAUGUUUUAAGGGCUUCAGAUUUCAUAUUCAUGCAUCACAUUAGAGGCAUGAUGCACACUCCUGACAUUUGGCACCACAACAAAUGAGACGCCGUGAGUCAUGUAGCAAGUCCUCUGUUUUUCCUCAAGUCAGCUGCUUUAAAUUUCAAUUUCUAUUCAUGCCAGAGUGCCAGGACUUGUUUGUCUUUCAUGACAAAUCAAGAUGUGUUUGAAUAAAUGGAUUGGUGUUUGUCUGAGUUGGUCAGUGUCAAAAACAAACAGAGUGAAACAGAUAAAAGCAUCUUAAAGGAGGGGAAGGCGGAGAUAAAGUGCGACUUGCAGACAGGAACAGAAAGUGAUCCUCAUCUCAUCCAGGGUCAGGCCUGUCCCCCUGUAAUCAGAGUUAGAUUAGCUGCCCCUCUGCCAUCAGGACCACCUGGUUAUAUUUAGAAACUGCAGCUUUGGGCCUGAUCCUUCUCUAAUGCCCCUCUACUCUUUGUUAACAUCGCUGACAUUCACUGGAGGGCCCGCCAUGUCUGUAUAUCAGUGAGAGAGUGUGUGUCUGGAGCCUGUCACUCACCAUCUCUCCCUGUGUGUGUGUCCGUGCAUGUGUGUGUGUUUCAUACCCAUCACAGCCUCUGAACUCAGUUGGCAGCCCGGUCAGACUGGGUGUUGGGGUCUUGCCGCAGACAGCUGGGUUGGAGGUUUGUAAUCGCGCUGAGAGAUGGAGGUUCUCGAGCACAGAAGCAGCAGUGAUGUUGGAAGUGGCCUCAUGCAAAGCAGUUUGGACUUUGGAGUCAGCAACGAAUCCACAAUAGGUAGUUCAGGGUUACUCGGGCUGCAGGGCGAGGGGAUGGAGGAGGAACAGGCCGGGCCUCUUGAGGUUUUCCACCCAGGAGAGUCUCCAGAUGAGCGAGAGUCAUCAAUUGUAGUAGCCGAGGCCUUGCGGUGCCAAGUGAAGAUCACAACCCGGCGCAGUCUUCAUCUGCGUAUAGCCAAUCACACAGCCCGGGAUGUUUAUGUACGGCUGGUGGGACAUGGGGGUCGCAUCGCUGAGAUCAGUGCUGGACUUCAGGCGAAGACGUUGGAACAGAGUAAGACAAGUUUGCAGAGACAGAAAUACACUCAGAGUAGAAUAAUUAAGGUUUAAUGAGGUGAAUCUUUUGUUUUGCAGUUUUCAUGUUAGUUGGUUUUAACAAACUGUAUAACUCUGCAAAAGAAAAGAAAAAAAAACAGAAAACGUGAGCACAGCUUUGUGUCUGUUUUUAGAGUGGUGCAGCUUCAAACGAGAAUCCAAAUAUGAAGGGGCGAAGUGGGCAUUACAUGUCUGGGAUACUUUGGCAAAGUUGUGGGGUUACCGUUUGUUGUGGCAACCAUGUGCUGAAAACUGUCAGUGUAAUUUGUCCAACACCCUGAGACUCUCAAGAGACCUCUUUACUGUCUCUGUGUGUGAGAGAGAGACAGGGAGGGGAAAAGAGAGAGAGAGAGAGAGAGAGAGAGGGAGGGGGGUGUGCUGUAUGUUCAUCUAAUGUUUGAUUGAAUGACUCAAGAUAUUACAGUAACACUUUAUUUGACACCUAUCUCUAUAUCGCACUAUAAAUAUAUUUAUAAUGCGAUAUAAUCACGUUAUAACACUGUAAAACUAUAGUUAUAAACACUCAUAAAUGAUCAUAAUACUUUAUAGCAAUAAUCAUAACACAUUAUAAAACAUUUUAUCAUGAUUUACAAGGACAGGUAUUAUAAUGUGUUAUAACUGUUAACACUUGCUUUGCAUUAUCUAUGUGGGCAUUGUGAUAGAGUUGUUAACAGUUAUAACACAUUAUAAUACCUGACCUUUAUAAGUCAUGAUAAAAUGCUUUAUAAUGUGUUAUGAUUAUGGUUAUAAACCAUUAUGAUCACUUAUGAGAGUUUAUAACUAUAGUUAUACAGUGCUAUAACAUGAUUAUAACACAUUAUACUAUAUUUAUAAUGCGUUGUAAAAAUAGGCUUCAAAUAAAUUGUUACCAAGAGCUUUAUUUUAAGACAAUACGUCAACAGGAAAAAGUUAGCACUGGAGGCAUUUUUUAAUACUCAGAUGGUCAAUUUUUGAAUGAGACCUUUUUUUUAUCUGGAGCAACAGCAGAAGAGAGCCGCCACAACACCAAAUAAUAGACUUGAUCAUUUGUAUCUCUGCUUUUCAAACUCUGUCUUAACGUUGUUACUCCAUCUUUCAACUUCCAAACCAACCUAUUCAUCGUGAUUUAAAACCGUCUGUUUAAGAUGUCGACAUAAGGAUGUGGUGUCACUACAGUUCUCACUUUGUAAUUCUCCUCAUGUUGCUGGAGCUCAUCAAACUCAAGUGCCCUUGACCUGAACCUGAAUCCUCAUCAGGUUACAAAGGAUGCUUUACAGCUGAUCCCAUUCUCUCACUUGAAACCGUGAAGGAGGGGAUAAGAGUUAUUCUAUCACAGUAAGAGGAGUGCACAAGAGGACAAAAGCUAUCACUCUUUGAAUGGGUCGCAGAGUUCAAGUUUGCUCAAAUGGAGAUAGUUAUUUUUUUACUGUACAAUAAGUUAUCCCUCAAGUUUCAAUCCAACUUUGACCAAGUUGACCAAGGAAAUUUGGCUUGUUGUUCAGUUUACUCAAAGGAAGAGCUCCUUUCCUGUUUGAAAGUUGAGUUGAAUCCAAAAAUAUAUCCUGACGGUAUUUUGGUUACCCGAUGAGGUUGCAAGAAGACAAAUAGGUCUGUCAACACCAGCAUAACUUUGUGUAUGAGCGUGUGUAUGUGUGGGUGUCGAAGGCGCAUGAAAGCUUUUCAAGAAUCUGGCACCUUGUGGUGUGAAUCACUUCAUCUGAGGAGAGACAUGUCUCUAAACUAACAAGAAAGACGUCAGACUGGGUUUGACAAGCGAAAACAGCAGAGAAAGUGAGUUUAAUGAUGAACCUACAAAUUCUCACAGCUGACUCUAAAAUUUAAAUAACACAUUUUUUUACGAAAUAGCCUUUAUUAGUAAUAAUGUCAAGUUUGUUUACAGCAAGAAAUGGACAGCUUACAUUACCAAUUAGUAAGCUAAAGUUAUGUUCAGUAGAGAACAAGCUUAAGAAGUUUGAAGCAUCCAAAAUAACCUUUCAAAUGACCUCUUAUUGGCACAGCUGUUUCUCUCUGUAGAGUUUCUUUUAUAGCGAUAUAAAAGUGAGACCAUCAUAAAGCUCCAUGACUCAUAGCAACCUUUUUUUAUUAUUAUUCCUUUUAUAAGUCUUCCGUGACAAAUAAAGUUUGGUUUAUUUUUCUUUAUCAAAAAAAAUCCAUCUAGUGCUUUAAAAGUUGUUUAUUAGGUUUGUAAGCACUGAAAACACUGAUCUGGUUUUCCUCUGUAUCCCUUAAAUCCUAUUUUUUUCUAAACUAUCUUUUCAGCUUUGGAGUCGUAAUAUUUCCUGUCGACGCACCUACACUCACUCAAGCUCCCUUUGUGUUCAUUUUUGGAGACAUACAGGUUUAAAAAACGGGGAAACUUAAAGCAUAAAUGUUGAAUAAGCUAACAUCUGUUCAUUUAGAAAAAUAUGUGUUCCCUGAACUUAACACAGAAAGAGAACCAAACCACAUGCAGUUGAAAAAGGCUAGUUUUUUUUAAAUAUAAGCAGACACACAUGCACAGUGGAAUUUUUCAAACUCAACUUAGGAGCCCCAGCUGACCUCUGACCCCCUUUGGACUGUAUAUAACUUUGAUUCAGUCAGCACUCUCACUGAACCGUGAAGGUGGAGUGAAACUGAUCCAAGCAGAGAUUUGUUGAGAGGGAUGGAAAAACCCUGGCACACUCACCCACAGAAAAGGUUCCUCCGUGAUCCUCCCCGAUUCCACAGUGUCAGUGUAUGCGAGUUCUCGGUUUCGUGCAUUAACACGUGUUCAAAUCCAGCUGUUUUUGUUCCUGGGUUGCUUUCAUCCACAGGGGCAGAUGUAGCUGUGGUAGCACUCAGUCACCCUCGAUGCCCCCGUGGUCACUUGUGUUAGUGUGUUAGCUUACUGGCCAACUUUUUGCUCUUUAGCCCAGCUGGGAUUCAGGCUGGCAUGUGCUCUCUACUCCAAUAUGACACAUGUGUCACCAACAUUUUACAGGAGACCUUAAAAGCAUGAAAAUAAUCCAAGUUGUUUUUCUUUUCCCUCACUGAACAGUUCAGCCUUGUAUUUAGGGAGCAGAUUUGUACCGUGAGGUUAGUUAUAAUCGAUUCAGGCAACAACUAGCCAAGCCUGAUGCAAUGUUUCAGCAAAGCUACAUUCAGAUCUGCCUUUUGUUUCCUGCUCAUUUUCCUCUACCUCCAUGGGUUUUUAGUCGGUGCCCCUUUUUCCAACCGUUGCCUUUUUGCUGACUCUGUUGCCAUGGCAGCUGUCACCGCUCACCCCUCAGGUUUUCCUCUUACAUCCUUUGCGUCUUUAAAUUUUUCUCUUCUCAUUUUUGAAUCAGUCGGCAAGGUAACUGAUUAAUCAGCUUGGCCUUCAGUUUCUGUGUGCGUGUCCCUUUGAGUAAUGGAUCAAAAUAUCGCAACCUUUCUUUCCAAGCCGCCUUGUGCCAGAACUCGUGGUUACGUAACAUCUCAAAUCUUUAAACGUCCCAUUUUGUUGUCGCCUCAUGAAUAAUAAAAAGUGCAGCCGAGGUUUGACUCUUAAACUCAUGUACUUCAAGAUACAAGUAAAAGUGCGUGCGUGCGUGCGUGCGUGCGUGCGUGCGUGCGUGCGUGCGUGCGUGCGUGCGUGCGUGCGUGCGUGUAGAGUCUGGAUUAGAGAGGUGUUGACUCGCUUGGUCAUUCAUCACUGCACUCGUACUACCCUACUAAUCCACUGCAGAAAAACAGCUGAACCUGUUUUCAACUUACACACACACUUACACAGGCGUUCAUUUUCAGAUUCAUCAUGUGACCUGAAGCAUUGUUGAUAUCUGACAAACUCAUCAUUAAAGUCAACACCUCAGAGUACACACACACACACACACACACACGCACACACACACACAAAUGUUCAGUUGUCAGGCUGUGUAACAUCUGCUGGACUCGCUGCUACACUGCAUUUCUGUUAUUGUUUUGUUUCUCUUAGAGUAAAUUUAGAUCAGCCUGAUCUGACAGAAUGAUGUUAAAACUGUGUCAUGAAGUUCACCAACAUCUUGACUGUCCUCAGAGAUAUUCUUCCCCGCCAGCAUCAGUAGAACUUAUGCAACAAGACUCUGACACAAACUUGUAUCAAGCUAAUAACUCGGUUUAAAUAUGCAAACACUUGGUGUGAACAAACCGUAGAAUCGCUUCCAUUUGUUAAGGAUUAAAGUGGCACCCAUUGAGCAACAUUAGGUUGCAUAUUUUUCUGGUUCUGGCAUUAGAUUCCCUUUUCUUUGGAAACACACGAAUGCCAUCAUGUGGCCAAAGUCCUAAACUGCAGCACGUCUAAUGACAGCCUGGAGAAGCGUUUUAGGCCCAGCAGCAUAAAAAUAACUGUCUUGUGUGCGUUUGCGAACAAAGACAUUAGGGAACCUCAAAAAAAAAUUUAAAAUACUGACAACAACAAUGUUUUUACGGGGGAAAUUACAGGAGCUUCACCAGACUUAGUGAAAUGUGUUUUUUGCUGAAUCCCUAAAGUCUUGUUUAUCUGGAAAUUGGCAGUAAUGACAAAAAUUUAAAGUUAAAUCCCCUUCUUUGUCUAAAAUUGUGACGUUUUUAAAUAGACAAAAGAAAACAGGUUGGCUUUCUUUCAAAUUUUUUUGAAAAUGACAGAAACUACACAUGAUUAACUCUGUUACAUUGUGCAUUUAAAAUGUACGGUGCAAAAAACGUACUUAUCUUGCUUUCACACUUUUAAUCAGAUGUUUCUCUUGCUUUUUUACCAAUGACCUGUUUUUAUAUUCCUUUACUGUGAUAUUUCUUUGCUUUUAAGAUGUAGCCCGUUGAGGUCUCUUGACGUAAAGGGGACUACAAAUAAAGUGUAUUAUUAUUAUAAUUAUUACCAGUGAAUGUGUAUAGAGAAAUACGGUAGUAAUCAGUAGUGUCCUGCACAUGAAGUUUGAGUGAAAAAAAAACACUGUGCCAAUUGAUGGCCAAAUGUUUCCAAAACCAAAAAGCUCAUCUGUCUCACUGGUUUUAAGGACGCCACAUGAUUGUAUUUCCCCUCUUAGUGCAGGUCCUUUAGAUUCCCUCAAAUUAAUGAAGUUUCCUGAUUAAAAACAAAGUGAUCUUACAGAGAACAAUCUUUGUUUCCCCUCACCAGGUGUUGUUGCUGUGAAGGACUCUGUUGCCCUGUCUCCUCUCAAAUCUUCAGCUGCACCCACAGACACAGAGCAUCAAAACACUGACGGGGGAAACUCCGCUUCAGGCAAUGACCUGCAGCCCUCCCGGGUUUCCAUGGAAACCUCGAAUCUCCGACCUCACACGCCCAAAGCUGAAGAUGAAACAGAAGAAGACAAUGAAGGCAGCGGCCCGCUCACCAUUUCUGAGCUUGUGUACAGGUCAGUAUUAGAGGUGUAUGAAUAAGUGAAUAAAUGAUUGAAUGAAUGAGGCAAAAAUUCUUACUGUUUGAUUUCAUACUAAACUUCAUACCUAGAUUAUCUCUGUCUAUUAAAAGUCAAACAAAUCUUUAGAUUUCUCACAAGUUGACCACGUACACUGCAAAAAAGGAAUUUCAAGAAAGGAAAACAGCCUCAUAUUAAGGAAAUAAGUCUUAUUUUUUGUACAAAAAGAAUAUUAAUCUUGUCAAGCAUGUUUGGCAUGAUAAAAUUAUCUAAUUUUAAGAGAAAAUGGCUAACUUUUUCUUGAUAAGAUAUUCCAGCUAAUUUUGAGAUAGAAUAAACCAGAAAUAGAGCAGAAAAAUGUUUUACAAUAAGAUCCAGUGGAGCAACAAGAUCAUUCGUCUCAUUUUAAGAGUAAGACAUAUGUACAACUUCUCAAUUUAAGAAUGCCACGAAACAAGAACAGUUGAUAUUUUUAUUAAGAUUUCCAUUGCAGGUCAUCUGAACCUGACAGAAUCUGCUGCCUCCUACAUUAUCUGACAUAUGAAGAUGUCAGUAGGCUAGUCUGUGAAACAGACAACAUAAUACAGUGACCAGAUGAAAACUGCAACACAACAAAGAACAACAAAGAACAUGUUUGCUUUCCACAUGCUUGCUUGUGGAGUAAAAAAUAUAUUUAAUGAGAAUGUUUUGGUUUCUUGAUUUAAGACAACAUCACUUAAAUUUGCUUUGCUGUUUUAAGAAAUUAUGUCUUAUUUGAAUGACUGUCAUGCUCAUUAAUAAUCCUAGAUUCAAGUUCAUUUAUUCAAGGGACUAAAAUUCUAAUUGAAAGUAACUUCAUCUUCAUUUUUCAUCGCUUGCUGUAGAAAAAAUUAGAUUAAUAUAAGAUUUUCUGUCUAGUUUUAAGUUUCCUUUGAGUCUGUCAGGGCCAAGAAAUUUGUUCUUAUUUUGAGAAUUCUUGUCAAGCAAAAAAAACUUACCCCAUUGGCAGAUUUUUUUGCUUGAUACGAGAUUAUUUGAUUGAAUAUAAGAAUACUUUGCUUUUUUCUGGUAGGACUGUUUUUGCAGUGUAUCAUUGAUCCAUGCUUACCUCGUUACAUUUGAACAUGAGUUAAAACAUUUGUCAUAAUUAUAUAUAUUUAGAGUUUUGUCCAGCUGAUGUGAUGUUUUCUGUUGUUGUUUUAUUGUUUCCCUCUCCCCUUCAGCCCCUGUGCCAGCAUGCUACCCACCCCGGUGGAGGACAGUGAUGGAGGUGUGGACCUCCUCUUCUCCUCCCCUGUGCAGAGCCCUGCCCGGCUGCUAAGGGAGCUCCACGCCGACCCCGACAUCCAGGCCCAGCUGGAGGCUGAGCGGGAGAGAGACCGAGCCUACGAACGUACUCGGCUAGCAGCGAGAAGCAGAAUGAGUGGCGUCCUGAGCAGCAGCCUGCGCCUGCUGUCGUCCAAUGAGAGAGUCAACACGUGCGUGCUCGGCGUGGCCCGCUUCGUUGCUGUGGUAAUGGGCGUCCUGCUGGUCACUGUGCCCACGCUGCUGCUGCUGUUGGAGUCGGACAUUGAUGUGUCGUUUCUCCACGAGAUCCGCCAGACACCAGAAUUUGAGCAGUUUCACUACGAGUAUUACUGCCCGCUGCGGCGCUGGAUCCUGUGCAGGAUCAGCAUGGCCAUGGAGAACCUGUGGUCAGACUGAGGAGAGAGAGAGAGAGAGAGAAGUCACUGCAGGGGAAACAAAAACAGCCAAAUAUUUGUCUUACCAUGUAAUUCUUUUCUUUUACUCAGUCUUAACAGCAGGUGAGACUGUCUGCCGAUGAGAUGAGACAACUUUAAAGCAAACAAUUUGGACUUUACAAAAUAAAAAAAGGGAGAGGUUAUCAGGGUUUAUUCGAUUGAAUUACCUUGACACAAAUACGCUUGUUUCACCUCUUUGGCAGCACGAUUUACUGUCUUUUUAAAAACAAGAGACAGGAAAAAAUCAUAAAUGAAUAAAAGGAACCUAUUAUCUGUUAAGAUAAACAUUAAUGGCCCUAAUGAACUCAAGAGAAAGGCAAAAAAUACUGCAAACCUGUUGAAGGGGAGAGUUUGUGGUUAAGACGGAUGAGCAAAGCGAGGUAGUCAAUGUCACAAAAAAAGAUCUGGAAAGUAACAACGAGCAGUUGGUUUGGUUUGAAGUAAGUUAUUUUUAUUUUUUGGUUGUUCACUCCUGAUGCUGACGAGCUGAUGCAAUGACUCUGUGGUUACAAAGAAAAAACAUCACAAACGGCUCUGAAUGAGCUCGCCCACAGAGCAGAGCGCCUAAUUGGUCACAGAACCUGUCAGUCAUGACGGAGUGAGAAGGAUCAGAGAGAGAUAUAGGGAUUGAUUUGACACUGAACGCAAGUAUAGCCAGAGAUAGAGAUAUAUAUAUAUUUAAAACACAAAGGAGAAAAUUGAUAAUUAAUACCAAUCUUAAAGAUGUUGUUUUUAAUGUUUUGUACAUUUUUAUGUGAUCCAAAUCUUUCAGGAAUUUUUCAGUCAGAGGAUCUACUUUGAGCUUAUUUUCAAAUUAAGAGUUUACAAAAGACAACGAAAAAAAAGCAAAUUUAUUGAUGUUUAUUGGGUCAUGGGUGUUAAUACAUUUAAGCUAUUUUUUGAGACUACCGUCAGCAUUUGUUGACAUGGUGGUACCCUGGGUUUUUCCUACAGAGGCUAUAGCACAAAUCUUUUACACAGACCACAGAUUACAACUGUUUCAGAUUAUGUGAUGUCAUUUUAGGAUAAAGGAGGACGGUAGGAGGUAAACUUUAGUCUGUUCGUGAUGAGGAAAUGUGAGUUUUGUUGAGCUUUAGGAUUUUUUUUCUGCUCACCCACUAAGAGUGUAACUUUCUGUGUGUUUUAAGACUUUUACACACUGAAGUUCAAAAUGCUAAAAAGCAGAUAGUGUAGUAUUCUAGUAUCAGAUAACCCGAUCUACAGCUGUGUGUAAUCUAGCUAUUUCGCUGGCACAAAAUGGAAUAAGUGAUGCUUUUAAUGGCAAUCGCUCAUACAGGUUGUUUUCUGAUAAAGGAAACUUAGACGGUAAAGUUGACAGGGCAGGAGUGAAGUUGCAGGUAAACUUAACUUUCAAAAGCAGAUCUUCGUUUUAGUCACAAAACCAAGCUAGGGAUGGUUUUAGCCAUUGCUGAGGUACCACCCCGGUCAGCAUCUCAUUCAGAUUUGUAAAACAGUUUCUGACCUUUUCACAGAAAACAUUGCUGUGGUUUCCCAUUUUAGAGUAAGGAAAUAGACUUGGAUGAGGUUUUAAAAAAACGUAGUCUGACAAAUUAGGUUUUGAUUUGAAAAAAUAUAAAGCUGUGUUCAUGGACUGUCACUGCUGAUGUGGUUGGGAAUUCCCAAAAGAUCUACAGCCCUGGAAUAAGAGACAAAAAAUGCAAAGCUUUAAAGUAUGAUAUGCUGCAUUUCUGUAAAGCCAUUAUUUAAUUUAAGGAAGUGCAGAGAAACACAUAAAAAACACCAGUAACAUGUCAGAGAGUGAGACAGGAAGUUGGUAAAUUAGGCUACGUUCACACUGCAGGUUAUGAUGCACAAUUCAGAUUUUUUUAUUAAAUCCGAUCUUUUUGUGCUUUUCGUUCACAUUACAACAACGAAUGCGGCAUCUAAUGUGAACGGUAUGCGUCCAUAAAGUGACCCGCCUGCGCACAAAGCACAAAUUGCUUUCCGCGCUUGUUUUUGUUGUCGAACAAUGGUGACGUUUGCCGCAUAUUGAUGACAUAUAGGUCGGAUGAACGCGACCUGAGCGUCCACACUGCAGUCACAUCGGAUAUAUAUCCGAUUUAUAUCCACAUACAAAAGAGGCCUGGGUCGGAUUUGAAAAAAUCAGAAUUGAACUGUUCACACUUGCAUGAAAAAAUCUGAUAUGUGUCACAUAUGGUUAAGAAAUCGGAAUUGACCUGCAGUGUGAACAAAGCCUUAGUCGUGUUUCAUGAGAAGCAGGGUUUGUUAACCAACAUUAACUCCCAAGAUGCUGCCCCUCAUUUUGAUUUCCAUAAAUUGCACCUGUUAUUUUUUCAAUGAGAGGCACAUAGCUGAAGAUGUUUCUCACAGGAAAGUGAUUUGAAAUCUAUUUGGUACUGAAAUUGGAAUAAGAUAACGCUGCACAGGGAGUUGAUUUCUUUCAAUGUGUGCUGCUCUUUGUAACGCUCACAGUUUAUGUAUUCGACAGUACACAAACAUGAGGUUACAGUUGUUCAACCUCUGACUUAUAAGGGCCUAUGUCCACUAAGUGCAUUUUUUCUUUGCCCUGGUAGCACCAAUUAAAAACCAGUUCAGCCUUUUUAAUCUGAAAAUGUCCUCCAAGUCAACGUUCUCGUGUAAAGAGAGGCACAAAAUCCCGGUCUAGAAUUUUCUGCUAAUGCAGUGACAGAAUUUUUACCAAUAGUUUUGUCAAAUUUCGUGAAAUAAAAGCAAAUAUGAAGCAAACAGGACAUUUUAAAACGGAAUUGACAGUCACUAAGAAGUGGAAGUGCUGUGAGGCAUCUGUGAAUACCAGUUUGAAAUUAAGGCAAGCUGCCCACACAAAGACUUUCAUGAGUGGACACAGGCCCUAACUGAACCAAUCGGCAUGCAUAGGACUGUGUCAUCUCUUUUGGAAACUCCCAGCCAUCACAGCGUAACAGUUCAUCCUGCAGACAGUGCCUGAAAAUGUAAAUGUAGCCUCAGUUGUAGUAGAGUGCCUCUGAAAGAAAAGAAGAAAAGUAAUCAGAAAUGGAUUCAGAUGUUUAUGGUUUAUUAAUCUGUUUCAAAUUUAGCUGGAUCUAGGUCAACUUCUCAGGAAAGGGCAUUAUUAACAGUUUAUGUUCAAAAUAAAAAUAUGUGUCUAAAAUUGUAUGUAUAAGAAAACAUGCAUCUAAUCACAUGAAGUUUAUCCAUAACAUUCAUACAAGGCUUGCAAUUAUGAAGCACUGUAUGUAUAUAUAAUGAGUCUGUAGCUACAUGUAAAUACAGCUACAGUUUGUCUGUGUUGUUGUAGUCUCAUUUCACCCUACAUAUGCAUCCAUGUCUUUAUAAAUGAAAACAUUACUCAAAGGUCUUUACUGUGGGAGGUGUAACUGCAGCAUGGCUAUCAUAGUCUAUAACUGCUAUAUUGCUGUCACACGAGCAGCAAAAACAAACAUGGUGUGUAGACCAUCUAAUUUUGUCUAUCAAAGCUCUCACACAGGAUUUAGAUUGUUAUGAUAUUUAUUUUUCAGAUGUAACUCUCCACCCUCUUUGGUUCUGCAGUGCACAUCACUGGCAAAGUCCGUUCAUCAUAAUCAGUCUCAUAUUAUCAGCUGUAUUGUCGUGUAACCAUGUAAACUUUAUGCAUUAACAUGCUUUACGAUAUAGUAAAUAUGCAGUAACAACAGAGACAGGCUUAUUUGGGACAAAGCAUUUAUUUUCCUACUAACAGUUCAUGCACUGAGUUUCAAUGCUGAGACCAAGAAAGGGCCAAACCACUAUGAAGACGUUUCUAUUCAAUAUCACAGACAGCUGAUCAGUAUGCACUGCUUAAUGAAUAACAGCAUCCUAGAGUAUAUAACAGAGCGGGAUGUCAUUAUUAUGUUUAACUGUUGCUUCUUCAGUCGGGUCUGUGCAUGCAGCGAAAUGUUUCUCGGUAGAGGUAGAACACAGAGGUUUCUGUACAGGCUUCAUUCAAACGCUGUAAGAAAAACCAUGUUUGUUCCUGUAGCUUUUCUACUUAAUUUCUCUCCUCCAGCUUCCUACAACUAACCCAGGAUAUCUGUCACCUCCCUCUGCUGACCUCUCACUUUAAACCGCAUGUCCUCAUCUGUAAAUAACGUGUUUAUACUUGUGGCUAAAAGAAAAACACUGUGGAUAUAUAUUUCCCUUGUUUCUUUCCUCUGCGUGUCUUGUCUGUGUAAAGCGGUUGUAGAUAUAGGCUUGGCUGUCUUCAUCAUUUUAGACCAAUGCAUGUUCUCUGUGAAGAGUUAAAGAUGAAGAGUUUAGGAAGUUUUAAGACCAUUUCACGUCAAUCAAGAUCUCUAAUUUGAUCUGUUUUUAUCAACAUUUAAAAGCCAAAGCACAUCAUGCAGUGUGCUUUGGUUCCACUUCGACCUUUGACUGAAUAAGAAGUGUUGAUCAUGUGAGUGUCUUCUCAGUCUAUCUUAAAACAGAACAGAAAAGAUACUCUAUGUCUCCUCAUGAUAGCUGCAUGGAAAAUAUUAACCAGCUCUUUCAGACCAGCCUGAAAAUGUCCGGCUAGUUUCAUUGUGCUUUUGCUACGUGCGUGCUUAAAUCAUUAAACUCAGAUGCGAAAUGCUAACACAUAACCUCAUUGCAAACAGAGCAUGCUACAAACUGAAUUAAGACAUGAAGUUAAAGAUGUUCAAUGAGAACUGAACUGAGCAAACAAGCAGUAGAUGUACACCUCAAAUCAUCACAAUAACAAAAAGCCUUUUUGUUUCUCCUAUCAAAACACUGUAGCAUUAUAUUAGCUCGUAGCUCAUUUAUCAGUUAGCAGCCUUUAUAAAUUUAAAAGGGAUUUUCAAGCCCUUUGUGAUUUAGCUCUCAUUUUGAGCUUCUGGACUUCUUAUUCUGUGUUUUACAAACAGAAAUAGAUGGACUGAGAACAACUUUAGUUGCCUGUACGUACAUUAAAACUGUGAUAGACAAAUCUCAUCGAUACCACCCACCAUGAUGAUGUCAUCUGAGGUUUUACAAAUACAGAGUUUUCUGACAUGAGUCAAGUAUUUACAAAGCUUAAAUUCAAUUUAAUGCCUAAGACACAAUAAUUACUUUCCAUGAAUUAUUUAAGAUUCUAAAUAUUUGAACUCAGGUCUACUAUAUGCAAAACUAUUGGACAUCACACGGUAUAAGAGAAAAAAAGACAAAUGUUAUUAUUUCAAUGUUGUGUGAGCAUGUACAGUAGCAGAUUCUCUUGCACGGUCACUUUGUUGUUUUGAUUUAGUCAGACUGAUUGUUUAGUUGUUUUAUUGGUCAGUCAGAUUAUUAAUUUAUUUAUUUUAUUUUUUUGUUUGUCAGUCUCUUUCUAUAAGGAACUCUGGGAGAUUUAAUUUAAGAAGAUCCAGAAAAAAAAAAUCCCAAGUAACGACCCCCCCUGUCUUCUGGGACAACCAAGCCUUAUGAACUUUGUGAAGUGAAAAUUUUGAAUGUUUGUAUGUUAUAAAAGAAAACAUGGAUUGUUUUAUAUGUUAAUACUGCCACAAUAAAGAUCCCUGAUGAAUAUAUAUUGAAAUAA
This is a messenger RNA of Xyrichtys novacula (pearly razorfish), 60292 nucleotides long. Lineage: Eukaryota; Metazoa; Chordata; Actinopteri; Labriformes; Labridae. The record is from the annotation of a GenBank genome assembly.